Molecule: messenger RNA, 61154 nt
Organism: Pelobates cultripes (western spadefoot toad)
Lineage: Eukaryota; Metazoa; Chordata; Amphibia; Anura; Pelobatidae
Source: the annotation of a GenBank genome assembly
GUUUUUAAUUUGGCCUAAAUUUUUAUUCAAUUUGAAUUCCUGUCAAUUUUGAGUUUUAACUCUCCAACUCACUGAUCAAGAAAAACUUCUAUAUCUGUUAUAAUUUAAAUCUUUGCUCUUCCGAGCUGCAGAGAAGAAAACACAAGCCAGUUGUUGGGAAUUUGUGUCCUGUCAAAAUGAGUGUAAGAAAUUGCCUGUCUAUGCUACACUACAACCUCUAUCAUGUUCCAUGUGAUUCUGGCUAAGGCUGUUGGGAGUUAAAAUAUACAUCUGCUGUAAUAGGAUAGUGAGGCAACCACUUGUUAAACAACAUAUGUGGAUAUAACUCCAACUUCAUCCAGAUUUUUACUGAGCCCGAUAAUAAUUCAGUCUAGAAUAGCUUUUUAUAGCAAGCCACCAUUUUAAUGGACACAGAAAAAUGAAUAGUAAAAAAAUGGCAUUUGAAGUAAUGCAGUCCUAAAGUAUGAUUUUUUUUGUAGGGAUACGAGUGCACAUCUCAAUAAACCACCCAUCUCUAUGAGAAGCUUUGGACUAGAUAUUUGUCAUCAAUGCUUCUUUUUGAGAAGCAUUUGAUUGGACAGUGCCCAGCACUAACAUGGAACUGCUGGGCAAAAAGGCAGUGAAUCUUCAUUAGAUGCAGAGGACAGUUCUGCAGCUAAUAAAAGGUAGGUUUUUAGGUCUAAGGAAAUAAUGCAACUUCUAAUAAAUGUAUUUUUUGUUCAUUGAAUUAUUUAUAUGAAUUUAAAAUUUUAUCUUUUUCUACCAAAAUCUUGUUUUUGUUCAUAAUACAUUCGUUUUGUAUAUAACACAUAACGGAGAGUGAAUGGCAUUUUCAUGUGUUUUUAUUUUUUUUUUGUCAAUCUUUCUUUAUUGAGACAGUAUGCAGCACAUAACAGAUAAGAAGGGACGGAGUUAUAGCACAUUUACAAAUGACAAUAGUGUAGUAUGCAGUACUAGAUAGACUCCUGAUUGAGCUGCCUUUUUGUAAGAUAACAUAAACAAGCGAGGUAAACAUGUCUAGGUAUAGGAAUAUACAGAAUUGCUAAGGGCAUAGCGUAAUCUUGACAUGUGGGUAUAUAUUAGAGCAAGGGAAAAAUUCACUAAACAUGCCAUACUAAACAAGUUAUAAAAUAGCUGUAAUGCCCUGGUGUAUUGUCCACAACUCGGAGAUAGGAAGGAGAAAGGAGAAAAAAUGUGAAAUCCCUGCCUAAUAUGCCAGAUUACACAGGUCGUUAGGCCGGGUCUCCGUCAGCAGGGUGUAGCAAGUCUGUAAGAGUUGCAGUGAUUGUGGUUGUUCUGUACAGCUCUGAAGGGUUUAAAACUGCUUAACUUGCCAUUAGGUACUGAUAUCGGUUAAGGUGAGCAGUGUUGCUUUACGGGGUACCUAAGGGUGAUAAGGGGUGAGUGAAUUAUGUUGUGGGGGUGUCGCUUUGUGUCAGUGUGAUGCCGUGGCCUGGGAGGGGGGGGUUGAGUGAUGGUCCAUGCACCCGUGGGACUGGUGUCUGUUGCUAUGGUCCAUCAGUCAGUGGUUCCCGGUCUCAUUCUUGUUAUAGGUACGCCAUGCUAGAGGUGACAUGUAGUGUGUCACAUUAGAGGUGCCCCUAACCAAGGGGGUUGCGGGGGGCGGGGGGGAGAAUAUAGCAGUGCAUCCUGUUUAAGGCUUUGAGUAGUGUGGGCAGGGAAAACGCUCGGUGGAGCUUAAUGGUCCAGCCGACUCAGGCACUUAGUUGUGGGGGAGAGGUGUCUGUUUAGCGGGUUGUACGUCAAACAUGUUACGAAAACUUAACAUUGCAAACAUUGUAAACAAUAACACAAUUAAUGUCUGGUGAGAGGCUGGUGCUCUGUGGCACAGCGGGUCGUUGCAGUCAUGUCUCUAUUUGGGUCAGCGUGGUGCCUCUUUGCACGAAAGGCAUCAGACGAAUAGGGUCCCAUAUUCAGCCAGCCGGUGGUGUUUCUUCUCCAUCAAUAGCAGGUAGUCACAGAGUCUGCAAGAAUUGCGGUGCGUCCGUAAUGGACGUGAGCUGGUAGGUAGCACCCUGGUGAGUCACAGUUAGAGUCCUUGGGGGUUAGAGUCCUUGGGGGUCCCCAUCUGUAGGUCAGGCCAGAGUCCCGCAAGCGGCCAGUGAUUGGUCUGAGUGAUUUACGCCACUGCAGUGUGGACCUUGUAAGGUCUUGAUAAAACGUGAGAUGUGCAUUCUCAAACAGGUAUGGUGUUUUAUCACGCACCGCGGUCAUGAUGCUUCUCUUAUCUAGUAGUGAGGCGCACCGGACUAUGCGUUUGGGGGCUGUGGCAGUCUAUAUGUCCCAUCUAUGGUCAGUUUCCUGGCUGUGUGUUGGGGUAGAAUAGUGGCCAGCAGGCGCCUCAGGUAGUGUGGCAACUCCUCCGAGGGGAUCCCGUUGAGUAUGCCCCUCACCGUGAUAUGGUGCCGCCUGCUUCUCUCCUCCAUGAGCUCCAAGCGUGCAUGCAGGUUUUGUCGGGAGGAUUCAACGUUCCGGAGAGCGUCUUGCAGGUGAGACAUGUUGCCGCGCAGAUCCAAGAUGUCCUCUUCGGAGGCGUGGACCCUGUCUGUUACCGCUUUGACUUCCUUCUUGAGCACAGCUGUAUCAGCAGCUAGCAUUUGCUUAAAGGACCACUAUACUGCCAGAAAAACAUACUAGUUUUCAUGGCACUAUAGUGCCCUGAGGGUGCCCCCACCCUCAGGGACCCCCUCCCGCCCGGCUCUGGAAGGGGGAAAGGGGUAAUAACUUACCUUUUUCCAGCGCUGGGCGGAGAGCUCUCCUCCUCCUCUCCGCCUCCGUUACGCCCCGCGCAAAUGCUUUCCUAUGGGCGCUUGCGUGCUCUCACUGUGAAAAUCACGGUGAGAAGAACGCAAGCGCCUCUAGUGGCUGUCAAUGAGACAGCCACUAGAGGAUUAGGGGGAAGGCUUAACCCAUUCAUAAUUAUAGCAGUUUCUCUGAAACAGCAGGGUUCCAAUGUCUCUUGUUUCCGUCACUGUGCUUGCAGGCGUUCUUUGAGAACGACGCCCCAUGGUGAGUGUAUCGCCCUGUACGUUAGGUUAGUUGUGCUGCGGAGGUCUGUUGCUGGGGAUCUCCUUAGGCGUGCUUCGUAGCGUAGGCGGUUUCGUAGCGGAUAUAAAUGGCAUCCGUCCGGGCUGGGAGGCCCCCCAGGGAUAUUAGCAGCGUGUCUCUUUCUUUGAUGGUUGGCAAUUUAAGGGAUAAUUGCCCAAAAGUGCAGUUUUAUUGAGGAGUCCUAGAAGGUGCGUCUGCUCUUCGCAUUUUCAUUUUUUAUUCUCUCCUCCCCUGUCCCCCCUCCCCCCUCAAAAUCUUAGAAACCGAAUGUGACGGCAGAAUAGAACCAUUCAGCCUAUCUAGUCUGCCCAAUAUUUCUAAAUACUUUUAAUUAGUCCCUGGCCUUAUCUUAAGUCUAGGAUAGCCUUAUGCCUAUCCCACGUGUGCUUAACCCCUUAAGGACACAUGACAUGUGUGACAUGUCAUGAGUCCCUUUUAUUCCAGACGUUUGGUCCUUAAGGGGUAAAACUCACUCACUGUGUUAACCUCUACCACGUCAGGUGGAAGGCUAUUCCAUGCAUCCAUUACCCUCUCAGUAAAGUAAUACUUCCUGAUGUUUUUAAACGUUUGCCCCUAUAAUUUAAGACUAUGUCCUCUUGUUGUGGUAGUUUUUCUUCUUUUAAAUAUAGUCUCCUCCUUUACUGUGUUGAUUUCCUUUAUGUAUUUAAAUGUUUCUAUCAUAUCCCCCGUCUCGUCUUUCCUCCAAGACGAGACGGGUAAGUUUUAUCCUGCAAUCCAUGUUAAGUAGCCCUUCUCUGAACUCUUGCUAGAGUAUCAAUAUCCUUCUGAAGAUAUGGUCUCCAGUACUGCGAACAAUACUCCAACCAUCCAGGGUUUGUCACUAUUACCCAAUUUAAUGGUACACAUUUUAUCUACCUCAGAAGGAUGAAGAGCUGAGUCAAACAUGCUGGGAUCUGAACCCGCGAACCAAGGGUUGAACAGAUUCUACCCAGUUUUUUUUUUUCUUCCCAAGCACUACCAAGCCUCAAUAAGCAAACCAGUAACCAACCUCAUGCUGAUGAUUUGCAUUAAAGGACCACUCUAGGCACCCAGACCACUUCAGCUUAAUGAAGUGGUCUGGGUGCCAGGUCCUUCUAGGGUUAACCCAUUUUUUCAUAAUUAUAGCAGUUUCAGAGAAACUGCUAUAAUUAUGAAUGGGUUAAGCCUUCCCCUAAUCCUCUAGUGGCUGUCUCAUUGACAGCCACUAGAGGCGCUUGCGUGCUUCUCACUGUGAUUUUCACAGGUAGAGCUGCGCCCCAUAGGAAAGCAUUGUAAAUGCUUUCCUAUGACCGGCUGAAUGCGCCCGCUCCUUUGCCGCGAUUCAGUCGGGCGGGCGAAUGGAGGAGGAGAGAAGGAGGAGAGCUCUCCGCCCAGCGCUGGAAAAAGGUAAGUUUUUACCCCUUUCCCCUUCCAGAGCCGGGCGGGAGGGGGUCCCUGAGGGUGGGGGCACCCUCAGGGCACUAUAGUGCCAGGAAAACGAGUAUGUUUUCCUGGCACUAUAGUGGUCCUUUAACAAUGAAACAGCAGUCCAUGAGUGGUUCACUAGCUUUUUAAUCUUUUCCUAAGUUGUUUCAAAGCUGUUGUAUACAACAAACACAGACUCAAAGGAAUCCGUGUUUGAAAUGGAAUGAGGCAAAAAUGUGAUUUUGUUAAACUAAUUUGCAUAUGUGCACCCAUACUCCUUUGCGGUAGUAACAUCACUGCAAAUUUGUGAUUUCUGUGGGAAAAGCAAGUCUUAUGGCUUGACUGGUGUGCAGAUUUUUGUUUAACAUUUUAUUAACUGUCCACAGACUUUAGGUGGAAGGGGUUUUCAAUCCCAAUUUUUUUCUCCCAUCAUAACCGAAUUUUUUUUAAAAUAUAUUUUAUAAUAUAAUAUAGCGGGAGAGCACGAGCGCCUGAUGAAUACCUGGGAGAACCAACACAGGUUUCAUUCAUUAUUAGUUUGCCAAUAAGGUGGACAAACUACAACAGUGCUGGAUAUAUACCAGCAUUAAAUGUGAGCUAAAAAGAUUUAAAUACAUGUUAUUGUUGAUUUAGUAUAGAUAUGCACAUUUGAUUAAUCCCUUAAGGAUGUUUGGAUAUUCAAUGCCACCCUAAAAAUAGUGGCCUUUAAUACUGUUACUAUGGCAUGAACCCUCCUUUUAUGUUGGUGUUUGCAGGGUUAAAACCCUGCUCAGACAGGGGAGACCCAUGUAGCCAGGGCUCCCUUUUGACAGUUGGGUCACAUUUAGUGGCACCAGACUGACAGACAAGCAAAGUGAGCACUGAAUACAACCAUUUCAAUGCAUUUAAAUCCCCGGGGCUAAGUGAUCUCUGUCAGUCGUAGUGGUUAUUAGCUUUCCCCCAGUCUCCGGGAGACCCCUAGUGUCUGAAAGGUCACUCACAUGCUGCAAGCACACUGUGUGAGCUGGGAAAUCCCACUGCUGACAUUAGCAGAGCAAAUCCCUCUUAAUUUGGUGUAGGGUGAAGGGAGUAUUAGAGUAAGGUUAAAGUUAGCACAGGUGUACAGUUAGAGCUAGUGUAAAAUAUAAUUUUUCAGGUAGGGUUGGUAUAGGGUUAAUGUUGACUACCAAAAAUGAAUUUAGAUCCUAGACAUAUGAAGCAUUUAAUAAUUAGGGUCGAUGCAUGAAUCUACUUUGAGUUUUUAUACUUGAGUUGCACUUUGUGAUAAGAUUAUUAGAAGCAAACCUGUGAAUGACUUUUUGUUCUUUGCUCCUCCUCCCCCAUUUUUAACAUUUUAUUUAAACCUAAUGUUGUGUUAAAGGACCACUAUAGGCACCCAGACUACUUCAGCUCAAAGAAGUGGUCUGGGUGCCAGGUACAUCUAGGGUUAACCCUCCAGCUGUAAACAUAGCAGUUUCAGAGAAACUGCUAUGUUUACAUUAGGGUUAAUCCAGCCUCUAGUGGCUGUCUCUCUGACAGCCACUAGAGGCGCUUCCCACUGUGUUUUUCACAGUGAGAAGACGCUGCCGUCCAUAAGAAAGCAUUGAGAAAUGCUUUCCUAUGGACUGAUUAUGCGCGCGGCUCUUGCCCCGCAGGCGCAUUCGGAGGAUGACAUCGGAAGAGGGAGGAGAGUCUCCAGCGAUGAGGGAGCCCGGCGCUGGAGAAAGGUAAGAAUUUAAAGGGACACUACAGUCACCUGAACAACUUUAGCUUAAUCAAUCAGUUUUGGUGUAUAGAACAUGCCCCUGCAACCUCACUGCUCAAUCCUCUGCCAUUUAGGAGUUAAAUCCCUUUGUUUAUGAACCCUAGUCACACCUCCUGCAUGUGACUUGCACAGCCUUCCAUAAACACUUCCUGUAAAGAGAGCCCUAUUUAGGUUUUCUUUAUUGCAAGUUCUGUUUAAUUAAGAUUUUCUUAUCCCCUGCUAUGUUAAUAGCUUGCUAGACCCUGCAAGAGCCUCCUGUAUGUGAUUAAAGUACAAUUUAGAGAUUGAGAUACAAUUGUUUAAGGUAAAUUACAUCUGUUUGAAAGUGAAACCAGUUUUUUUUUUUUCAUGCAGGCUCUGUCAGUCAUAGCCAGGGGAGGUGUGGCAAGGGCUGCAUAAACAGAAACAAAGUGAUUUAACUCCUAAAUGACAGUGAAUUGAGCAGUGAAAUUGCAGGGGAAUGAUCUAUACACCAAAACUGCUUUAUUUAGCUAAAGUAAUUUAGGUGACUAUAGUGUUCCUUUAACCCCUUCCUCCCCCUUCAGCCCAGCAGGAGUGGGAACCUGAGGGUGGGGGACACACAAAGACCCUAUAGUGCCAGGAAAACUAGUUUGUUUUCCUGGCACUAUAGUGGCCCUUUAAGUAUAAAUAGGAUAUUAAAAGAAAGCUAAUUCUGUCUUUAAAAAAAUACAAUAUAUAAACUCUUAAAAUAUAGUGGAACAAACACAUAUAACAAGUUCUAGGUUUUGUUUUGGUUCAGAUGAUGGAAAUUUGCCUCCUUGCUUAAAGGGUUAAAUGGUUAGGACUUCUUGUUUGUUUUUUUGCUAUUGCAUGGUGGAUAAUGUAGUUCUCAAAGUUCUGGCUAUGCAUAGCAAUAAAUAUUCCACAAUAUUUUGUCACCUAAGGACAUGGCAGUUUUACAGUUACGUUUCCCAUUUUGGAUCGAAUGCGUCUACCAUAUUAGGACAUGCACAUAUAAACCUACACCACCAGCCUGACUUGCAUUGACAAAUUGUGCAAAUUCUUGCUCUCUAAUUCAUUCGUAUUAUUCUUCCAAAAUUAUCAGACCUCACAAAUAAAAUACCAUUUACACUCUGCUUGAACACAGGUGAGUCACUAAAACAAAUCAACAAAAUGAUGUCACCUGUUUGUUUUACUUGUAAACCUGCAUUAAUAUGCUUGCGCAUGUUUGUAUAUCUUGAAUAAGCUAACUUACCUCUUUUACAUUCCAGUAGUUAUGGUACAGUCAGUUAUGUUGAAAUAUGUUUAUAUCUUUAAAACAUAAAUACAGCCUCAAAGUGACGGGCAACCUCUGAGCCAGUUUGGGGAGGGAGGUAAUUGGGGUGGACAGUAGAUGGAGGGCAUAUAAAAACUACAAAUGAGGGCUAAGAUAAAUUAGGAGGGAUACAUUAAAGCGUCCUGUAAGGGUAAAAAACUCACGUGUGCCGUAAGCGUGCACUGCACACGGACGAAAGAUGUAAUUUGUGCACAGAAUUGACAGGCUGCCUAAGUCACAUGUACUAGGGGUGCAGCUAGCCCCUGGCAGAAAAGUGCAUAUUUCAAGCAAAAACGCUGCACAUAAAGAUUCCAACCACUAUGACCAAUUAAAGGGUUACUCCAACCACCAUGACCACUUUUGCUUUUAGAAGUGAAGUUAGUUACAUUGAUACCAGACUUUUCAUUGCUAAAUCACCAAUUCUGAAAGGCAAACAGCCGCUUAGGUGUUUGCAGGUACAACAUGAACUGCCCACUAGCUCACCAAAGCAUAUUCUAAACAAUUUUAGAUUUAUAUGAUUAUUCCCUGUACACAUUGCUGUGGAAUAAAUAAAAUACAAGCUUUUAAGAUGUAAAAUCUGUCUCUAAUGUGUAAGUUGCUAUGACCUUUAACCCUUAGGCAUGCUGGAAAUAAGUUUUUCCUGUGUAUGCCUUUUUUGUUUUUGUCCAUCUUUUACCAAAGCAACUUUCCAUUAUGCAUAAAUGUAACAAUGUGUAAAAUGUACACGUUUCAAGAUUUUUUUAUUUUUGGGGGUGCCAGGCCUGUGCUCAACAUCUGUCCAAAUUGGGUUAGGAAGUCUUUGGAACUCCAGAUGUAUACUACAUCUCCUGUAAUUCUCUUACAGCAGUUUACAACAUCUGGAGUGCCUAACAUCUUAAAUGCCAUAAUUAUAUAUUCUUAACUAUAGCUUGUAAUUUGUGAGCUAAUUUAUCAAAAGUAGCCAUGCUGUAAGAAUAAUAUUCUGUAAAGUAUAUAUGUUUUUAAUCCAUACUGUGGUAUUUUUUUGGAAUACUUAGGUGUGAAAAGUGGAAGGGUGCGCAUUUAACAUUUCUUAAUAAUAUAAUCUCAUUUUUUUUUAGAGAGUGUCAAUUUGUUAUAAAUUGAAAAAUUAAGAGACAUAUUGUUUUAGACAUAGUAGCAAAUUGAACAAUAUUGAUUAAGAAACACUUUAGGCACUGUAACCACUUUAAUGGAUUGAAGUGGUGAUGUUGUAUGGAAUCCAUAGUUCCUGGCAUUACUAAUAAACUGUUUCCUCAAAGUCUACUAGAGAUUCUUAGUCCCUGGCACGCAAUGACCAUAUGACAGAGGCAGAUCUAUACUCGUACCAUACUGGGGAAUUGGCUGAGAGUCAGCUAAUCCCUACCCCUAGCCCUUCUAUGAAUUCAUAUUGCACAAGGAGGAAUUCCAGUUCUGCCUCCUCCAUAUUGUUAUUAGAGGCCAAUUUUCCCAAAACAUUGAUUUUCCUUAAUAUUUAUCUGAAAUGUUUGUAGUAGGCAUAAUUUGCCAUUUACUCCUACUGCACUUCAGAUGUUUCCAAUAGUUAUGUACUCCUCACACCUGCCCAUAGGAUCUACUAACAGGCCACACAAUAUGAGGUUAUCCUUACUGAUGAACAAUUGUUUCAAUGAAAAUGAGAGUAAAAAUUUAAAAACUACUGUAUAAAAGUUCUAGAUAUGAUAUUUUGUAAAUACCAUUACUGGGAAAUGUUACCAUAUAAUUUUUUCUAUAUACUAACAAAUGUUUUGUCUAAACCAUCAAUUUUCUGACAGCAUGCUCUUAAUGAUAAAUCACCACUCCUUAAAAUAAGACAAGCUAAGCUAAAUUUCUAUAAAUGCACCCCCCCUUAAAGAUACUGAUUCAGAUAUUAAACUAAUUCAAUUCUGUGUUAGCAGAUCAGUAUUGGCAUAGGUGCUAUUGAAACAGCAGCUCCAGGCUAUGCUUUGUAAUAGGUCCCGUGCAGACUUAUUUCUUGGUUUUUUACAUUUAUCAAAUGAACACUAUAGCCUCCAAAACAACUUUAGCUUAAUGAAGCAAUUUUGGUGCAUAGAUCAUGGUCUUGCAGUGUCACGACUCAAUUCUAUGUCAUUUAGGAGAUAAAACACUUUAAUACAACCUUAGUUGAGCCUCCAUGCAUGUGGCUUACACUUCCUGUAAAGUGAGAUCUAAUGUUUACACUUACUUUAUUGCAAAUUCUGUAUAAUUUAGAAUCUUAUCUCUUGUACUGUUACUAUCUUGCUACACUGUGCAGGAGCCUCCUAUGUGUGAUUAAAGUUAAAUUUACAGAGCAUGGGGAUAAAAACUUCUAAAGCAAGUUAGCGUCUGUAUGUUUUGUUUUCAUGCAGGCUGUCACAGGCAGAGCGGUGUGCCUAUGGUUUCAUAAACAAAGUGAUUUAACUACUAAAUGGUAGAGAAUUGAGCAAUGACACUUCAGGGGCAUGAUCUAUACACCAAACCUAAAUAUAUAUUAGGUGACUAUAGUGUCGUUUUAGGAAAUAGUGUGCAAGUUUUUGAACAGUAUUUUUUAUUUUUGCUACAUCGUGCUCAGUCUGUAUGUAGUGUCUGGUGGCAAUUGUGUAAUCUCCGAACAAAAUGGGCAUCAUCACAACCUCAAAGGGCACAUCUGGCAGCUCUUUGGAUGAGGGAUAGGAUUGCUGUGUGCCACAGAAAGUACUGUAACAAUUGAAAUGUAAAUGGAGCUACUCUCACUAGGCCCCGUGUUUUAGCCCUGAAUCCAGCUCCAGCCAGCAAUAUAGGUGUCACAGGCGGCCAUGCAGGUAACAGGCAGCGUGCUUCCCAGCCCAUGCUACACAGGACACGGCUUUGACAAGUGCACGCUGUUCCUGACAUUUCCUGGAAAGGGGGCGGGGCCAGAGCUGGCGGACGCUGCGUGCGUGCUGCCCAGAGGGAUCGUGACGCAGGACGCAUGCAGAGUGGCGUCACAAAGCGUGCGGCGACGGAUUUCCCGUCGUGCCUCGGGGCUCCCGGUCGCUCGACUCCAGCAGGAGAGACGCGCCUGGGAGUCUCCGGUGUCCUCCUGCCCCCGGUACUCGGGCCACCGCGUCCCUCCCCACCCGGGAACAUGCCGCGCCGCCCUCCGCAGUGAUUCCUGGACGAGAGGCAAUGACAGCGGCUCCGGUAACCCCGCGGGAGAUCAGGGAGAGGCUGCUACAGGCCAUCGAUCCGCAAAGCAACGUGAGUCACCGGGGACUGGGGGGAGGGAGGCCGGCUAGCGGGCCCAGCCCGGCACCGAGAGGGAGUGAGGGCUGCGGGCGGCGUGCUGCUGUGCCGGCUACCCCGGGCUCGGUAUGCCGGGAGGGCCUGGCUGGGGCGGGCACAGGGUAAUGUCGGAUCCUCGGUAACCGCCAUGGACUGAAACCGGCGGCUCACACUGGGUGUCCGGGGACCCGGGAGGGGGGCUCUCUGAGUGUGAGCUGCCGGACAGGAAGAGGAACAGGUGUGAGUGAGAGAGCCGGGGUCUGUCCUGGGACCAGGCCGGGGAUCUAGGGGCCUCUGGGACGGGAGGGGAGGCAGAGCCGGGGUCUGUCCGACCAGGCUGGGGCAAGGUAGGGGGGCUCCUCUGGGACCAGGCCGGGGCAAGCAAGGGGGCUCUCUGGGACCAGGCUGGCGCAAGGUGGGGGCCUCCCUCUGGGACCAGGCCAGGGGGCAAAGGUAGGGCCUCUGGGACCAGGCCGGGGCAAGGUAGGGGGGCUCUGGGACCAGGCUGGGGCAAGGUAGGGCUCUGGGACCAGGCCGGGGAUCUAGGGGGCUCUCUGGGACCAGGCUGGGGAUCUAGGGGGCUCUCUGGGACCAGGCCGGGGCAAGGUAGGGGCUCCUCUGGGACCAGGCCGGGGGCAAGGUGGGGCCUCUGGGACCAGGCUGGGGGUGGGGGCGUAGGGGGCCCCUCUGGGACCGGGGUGGGGGCAAGGUAGGGGCUCUGGGACCGGGGGCAAGGUAGGGGCUCUGGGACCGGGGUGGGGGGCAAGGUAGGGCCUCUGGGACCAAAGCGCGCAGGGGCUCUGGGACCAGCCGGGCAAGGGGGCCUCUGGGACUGGGGCAAGGUAGGGCUCUGGGACCAGGGGCAAGGCAGGGGGCUCCUCUGGGACCGGGUACAGGGCCUCUGGGACCCCAGGCCGGGGACUUAGGGGCCUCUGGGACCAGGCCGGGGACCCAGGGGCUCUCUGGGACCCAGCGCGUAGGGGCCUCUGGGACCAGGCUGGGGCGGGGGGAAGGUAGGGGCCUCUGGGAGAGUUGUCCGGGGAGGUUGCUGGCUCUGGGAGGCGGGGGGCAAGGUAGUGUGCUGCUCUGUUGGUAUGAAGACCUGGUAUCCAGUACUAGCAGCUCUCCCUGGGCCCGAGCUACAGCCGCAAACUGCCUAAAAGUGGUGCGCUCACAGCCCACCCCGUCCAGCUGCCCCUCCCCCACCGCUGCUGGGGCCGGCUGUGUAAGCGAGGCCGGGGAUCAGGCCUUCCUGCAAGCUGGACGUGGCUGAUUGUCCCUGGAGGCGAGCAGCUAGUCUGAUUUAAAAAUAAAAUAAAAUAAAAUUUAAUCUGUGGUUCUUGGGAGCCGGAGAUGUGACCUGUGUGGAGGGCACAGAGCAAUGGUGUUUGUACCAGCUGUAUGCCUAUUUUACACUUUGUGCCUCUUCCUGUAGAGAUGGCUGACUGGAGAUACAGGUUGAAUGGUAGAAGAAAUACUAACUCAUGAAACAUGAGGCCCCCACUCACCCGUGUAUAAUAGUUCUAAAGUUACCCAUUGUGCAUUUCAAACUGACUUUGUCAUAUACACCCCACGCUGACCGUGUUCACUUGUGUGUUUUGUGUACGCGGAGACAGUGUUCUCUGUGCCAUUUGGCAACAAGAAAUCAACUUUUUGCCACCUUUUUAGUGCUGAUAAAUACUUUAAUAGAUGUUUCCUGUAUUACUCUGUAGAUAUCCAACUUGUACAUUCAGAAAGGGUUUGGACCACUUUUAUGAUGACGUCUUCCGUGCAUUUUAUAGGGGCAAGACACCUGUGCGUAUGUACAUAUACAAUUGGUAUUCAUCCAUGGUUUGCAUGCAGACAUAUUAUGAUUAAACCUUCAAUUCCAUCAGCUUGGCAACUGUUUGAUCAAGAUACAUAAACAUUCACUCUUUCAUAAAGGAGAAAUACUGUCUUUUAAAUGGUUUGUCUUGGUUUUCAACUAAGGACAUCUUGUCUAGCACAUUCUGGUAAAAAUUUAAAUGUCUUGGUUGUAAACAUAAAAUCUAAAGGUAUACUGUACAUAACCAUUUGAUAUGUUAUAUUUCACUUGUUUGCUGAACCAAGCAUUUAAACAAAAAAAAGUGAUUUGCAAAUUUUCAGAAGAGUACAAAAGUUGGAAACCUAUAGUUAGGUAACAGUUUCAUAUAAGCACUGGUUGUUGGGGAAGGAUUAAUCUUUCCAUGUCAGCCAUUUCAGGCUAAUUUUGUUUAGAUAUUUACAGGUUAGCAGAUAACCCCAGUUUAAUGUUGACAUAGCUGUACACUAUAUUGGUCUGUGGUUGCCAUUGUAGCUCCCCAGCUGUAAAUGUGCAAAAACUGUCUAUGUGCAUGAACAAGCCAAUGGAAUGGGUAUCAUUAGUGUAGUUUGACUGUUGGUUAGUGACAGGAUUUCUUCUAUCAAAGGUUUUCAAAAAUAAACCUUUUCUACACUUUUGUAUGCUAUCCCUGCAUAUUUGUUUAAAGGGACAAUGACUACAAUUGUAUAAACUGAAUCAAGUUACUUAACUCCUGUCCUAAUAUGUUUUAUACCCCACCUCCUAUAGACUGUAAGCUCGUUUGAGCAGGGCCAUCUUCAACCUAUUGUUUCUGAAAGUUUUCUUGUCCUUGUCCUAUUUAUAGUUAAAUUCCCCCCUUUAAUAAUAUUGUAAAGCUCUUAGGAAUCUGUUGGCGCUAUAUAAAUGGCGAUAACUCCUAAAUGCCAGAGAAUUUAGCAGUGAAACUGCAGGGGCAUGAUCUAUACACCCAGAACCGCUUCAUUAAGCUAAAGUUGUUUUGGUGCUUAUAGUUUUUUUUUGUUUUGUUUUUUUUUCUAUCUGAUUCUGUUUCCUGACAUAAAUUCAUGCUGAGGAAUUUUAAGAUACAGGGAUACCAGAAGAAAGGCGGUUUCUCUGCUUUCCAUCUAUAGCAGAGGGACUAGGGCAAUAGGACAAUAGAGGGACUAGGGCAGAGUGAUGUCACUCUGUUCAGAUGCUAGCACACUGGGAACAAAGUCAGCAUCAUGGAGAAGUAUUGCCCUGCUUUGGGAAGUGUCCCAAAAUAGAGCAUGUCAACAAUGAGCACAAGGGGAGUGUGAGUGUACCUUAGGUGAGUGAUACAGAAGUGUAACACCCACCUCUUUAAUAAGCUUGUACGGGGACAGCUAAAUGGUGACCAUUUCACAUUUAAACCUUGUUACAUGCCCUGGCUGUCAGUCAGUUAACAUGUCUUGUUACUUCCUGGUUGAUUAGCUUUGUUGAGCUAACCCAAGAUGUAGCCAUUGCACCUGCCGUGCAAUGACUUCUUAUUGAGCUGUAUUAGGAAGUCUGUAAUUGAACAGCCACAGAUAAUCCGGCCUCGGGAAGAAGGUAAGAACUUGCAAAGGCUUCAGACACAAGGUCGUUUUUUUAGACAUACCUUAAAUAAAAAAUGUGUGUGUGUGUGUGUGUGUUUCACUCUAUGCACCCAGACCACUUUAGCUCAUUGAAAUGGUAUGGGUGCAUAUUCCUUGGUUUCUUAAACCUGCAAAUGUAACUAUUGCCUUAUUUAUUUAUUUUUUUAAAUAAACUGCAAUAAUUACCUUUUUGUGGGUAAAAGGGAUACAAUAAGUGCCAAAGCUGUAUUCCUGGAUCUAUAGCUCCCUCUGCCACCCCCCUCCUUUCUGGCCCUUUUACCGGCGAAUAAAGGGUUAAGAACCCUUGUUUUACUUACCUUCGUCCGAGCAUACACAUUAGGUCUCGUCUCAAAUGUCAAGGGAGUAGCGUAUGCCGAGGCUUGAUAUAGGGGUGCACUAUAGGGAGCUAUAGUUAGUUGUUUUCAUUGCACUAUAGUUUCCCUUUAAAUUUGAAACUCCCUUUUAUUUCUUCUUUUAGUAAAACUAAAGAUGUACUUGUAGAUGUACUCGAUAAACUUUUCUUAUGUUUUUUUUUUUUCUUGUGUCUUGCAAUCUGAGACCAGGUCAAUUGUUCCGAAACAUGAUUUUUAUCUUAAGCUGCAAUGCCCUUCCUGUACUCAGAGCGGGCAUCAACAGAAUGAUGUAGAUUAAAACAUGCAGCAUCAUAUAUACUGCUUUAUUUGCCCAAGUCUGCACAAACAAAAUUUAAGCAGCUCCAUUGGAUAAUAUAUUGUGUAAUUUGAAUUGGUAUAGUGUGUUUACAUGGUUUUGAUUCUUUUUGUUUUGUUGGUGAGUGCAGAAGAUUCAGAUUGGAGGGAGAAGACGUUGUAUAGAAAGUCCUAUACAUUUAUAUUUUGACCUGAUGGUGUCAUUAUGAGCUCGUUGCUUUAACAACUUAAAGGACCACUAUAGUGCCCUGAGGGUGCCCCCACCCUCAGGGACACCCUCCCAUCCGGCUCUGGGGAGAGGAAAGGGUUAAAACUGGACGGGGAGCUCUCCUCCUCCUCUACGCCUCCUCUCCUCCCCUUCGGCUGAAUGCGCACGCGCGACAGGAGCUGCGCGCACAUUCAGCUGGUCUCAUAGGAAAGCAUUUACAAUGCUUUCCUAUGGACGCUUGUGUCUUCUCACUGUGACUUUCACAGUGAGAAUCACGCAAGCGCCUCUAGCGGCUGUCAAUGAGACAGCCACUAGAGGAUUUGGAGGCUGGAUUAACCCAUUUAAAAACAUAGCAGUUUCUCUGAAACUGAUAAUAUAUAUAUAUAUAUAUAUAUAUAUAUAUAUAUAUAUAUAUAUAUAUAUAUAUAUAUAUAUAUAUAUAUAUAUAUAUAUAUAUAUAUAUAUUUUAUUCCUAGAGGGACCUGGCACCCAGACCACUUCAUUAAGCUGAAGUGGUCCUUUACGACGUCAUAAUUAAAUCUAAUGUAGUGUAGGAAAUAAAAGUAAGGAUGUUGCAGCCAGUUCCACUGGUAACAAAGAUCUUACAAGAGUAAUAAAAAAAUAAAUGUGAUUUGUCUGGAAUUUUAAAUCCAUUUCAAGUUUUAGGGGACAAAAUAACCGAUCUGAGAACAUUGCUGAAUUGGAAGAUUUUGUCAGUUUGACUUAAGUUGGUUUAAAAUUUUGAACUUAACUGCAUUAACUCAGGAAAAAAAACUCCCUGUAUCCAACACAUGUAUAGAAACUGAAAAAAAAAAAAACUACUGACUCCACAUCCCUCCUUUAAACUUCUCUACUAGCAUAACUGAGAGGCAGUUUCCAACAACAGAUCCCUCCCUCACCUGACGAAGGCUCCAGCAAUCAGGAGCCUUUCUUUCUGGCUGUAGGAUUAGUGGAACAACUCAAUAAAGAACAGCCAUACAGUUGCUGCUAACCGCAUGUACACAGUCUGGUUCACAGUUUUGUAGAAAUGUCUGUUUGCAGCAGUCAACAAAGCUACAGAUUACUGUGUAUCAGUUCUAUCCGCGGAGGAGAUAUACUUUCCGUUUGAGCGUGUGGUAUUCAGAUGCCACAUGCAUAUUUUGCAUGCAUACUGUGUGUGUCUGACUCUCUGGUUGUGUAUGUUCUUAGAGGUUUAUAGAAUACAUGUGAAAACCAUUUAAUCUUGUUUUAGUGCCUCUAAAUUGUUAGCAUGCCAACACACAUUUCAUUUCUGUAUUCAAUUCAUAGCAUUUACUCUGUGAAGGUAAAAACUACAAGCGUAGCUUCUGUAGUGGCUUUGCAUAAAUCCUCUUCAUCCAAUAACGUUUACCAUGCUGUUCUGGGGUCUUUACUACAGUUAAGUGCUAAGAAUCAAAGAAGGUUAAACCAAACGUUUGGCUGCUACUUCCAUGUGCUGCCACUUUGGGGGACAAAUAGAAGUAAUUAACAUUUAGAUCUCGUUAUCCUUUUACGAGUGAAAGACUCAGUUGAGUCUUAUUAAAGAGAAAUUACAUUAAUAUGGCUGAAACUCUUGUAGUUUAUUAAAGAGUUACAUACACUGUAGCAGGCAUAGGCAACCUUCGGCACUCCAGAUGUUUUGGACUACACCUCCCAUGAUGCUUUACCAGCAUUAUGGGAGAUAUAGUCCAAAACACCUGGAGUGCCGAAGGUUGAAUAUGCCUGCUAUAGUGUCUGUAACUAUUUAAUAAUGUACAAAAGUUUCGGCCAUAUUAAUGUAAUUUCUUUCAUGAGACUCAACUGGGAGGAGGGGGAUGACUGUUGAUCCAGUAUUUGACCCUUUCAUUUGGGGAGGUCAUUCCUAAGGUCAUUGACCAUUGCCAAAUGUACAGGCUGAAAGCAAUGGUCCGCAAUGCCCUUUUAUUUAAAAAAAAUGUGGGACUUCUAGAUUUUGUGUACAUCGGUCAGAAUACAAGUCUAUAUCAUGGCAACCCUGUUCUAAUCCUCACAGCGGGUGGUAUCCCCCCAUUUCCCCUCUUUUUUUUUUUUCUUUCUCCUUUUUCUGUAUUGUUCAUGAAAAUGUGACAUUUGAGUCAAGUGUUUUCUGUACAUUGCCAUUUAUCAUGUAUUGUCAUUUGUUUGCUUUGUUUCUUAAGUAUAAAAAAAAAAGACUUCCACAGAUCGAGGAUUCAGAAAAAGAGGUUCCUUGGCAAGACAAUCUGUACCACCUGCAGAUGGUGGAUGUGGCUCAAAAUCCUACCAGUGGUUUGAAAAGGCAGGACUGAAAGACAGCACUGAGGCACUAAUCCUAGCAGCAAAGGAACAGGCACUCAGCACCAGAUCAACAGAAGCUGGAGUCUACCACACCAGGCAAGACCCAAGGUGCAGACUGUGCAGAGAGGCCUCUGAGACAGUCCAGCACCUAGUAGCCGGAUGCAAGAUGUUGGCAGGAACAGCAUACACGGAGAGAUACAACCAAGUUGCUAGGUUUGUGUACCGAAACAUAUAAACAGAAUAUGGAUUGGACAUCCUCAAGUCCAGAUGAGAGAUCCCACCAAGGGUAGUUGAGAAUAAGUCUAAGAUCCUGAGAGACUUCAAGAUCCAGACAGGCAAGCAAGUGCUGGCCAACCAACCAGACAUAGUGGUGGUAGACAAGGAACGAAAGACUGCAGUCGUGGUGGAUGUGGCAAUACCCAGUGACUAUACCAAGGACUAAAAGAACUAGAAAGGAUGUGGAAAGUAAAGGCAGUAGUAGUCCUAGUUGUGAUAGGAGCACUCGGGGCUGUGAGUCCCAAGUUGUGUCUCCCAAAAUGAAGGCAUUGCCCCCUUCAUCAUUUGUGUAAUACAAUGCCCCCCCUUAGAGGAGCAAUGGGGACCUGAUGUGCAUUCAGUAGUUCUCAUAGGAAAGCAUUGAAUCUAAUCCUCAUCACGUGAUAGGGUUUUGUUUUUACUCGCUUAGUGCAGCAGAAGUUACUCUAGUGGCUGUAACUUUGCAAUGUGAACAUUGCAGGGUUACAAUGACAGGACCACUGCACCCAGACUACAUCCUUUUGAUGUAGUGAUCUGUGUCUUUAGUGGUACUUGGAAUCCAGCACUGGGUAAAGUUAUCCUCAAACACCCCACUUUCGGAACACCCGUCACCAUUUCCCUCGUCGCAGUCCAAUCAAAUGCUUCUCAUAGGCGAGCAUUAAAGGACUUUUUUGUUUUUCAUAAAGAGGGGUGAAAUGAGGGAGGGAAGGAGGAGGAAUCAAGGAACAAUGGUCAGAAAGAAGGCACAAAAGCAGCGCACAUAUAGUCCAAACCACUUCAACUAGCAGGCUUGCAAACAGCACUUCGUGCAAGUGAAGAAUCCCUUUCCACCUGCCGCCAGCGCACCAUGUGAUGACAGAUAUCAUUUUUUCACACGUUUUAACAUUAGGAAGACUGGAACAGUUAUGAGUUGCCUAAGUAACGUGCGCCGGUGGUACAACUAGAUAGUCACAAAAAGGUGGAGAUAUUUCUAUAUAGACAAUGAUUUUAAUAGAAAAUUGCUGUACAUACAGGUUGAUUUCUCCAUGAACACUUAUAAAAGCAGAAGUGACCAUGGAGGCUAGGGGGAGGACUUGUGCGGCCCGUAAUAGGAACCCACGUUUUGGUCACCUGUCGCCAGCAAUGAAGUGGUCCUGUCAUUUUUACACUUUGAUGUAAAACAUUGCGCUUUUUGUGUGUGUGUGUGUGUGUGUGUGUGUGUCGCAAUGCUUACAUGGAAAGGUUAACCCCUUAAAACCGGAGGACGUACAAUUACGCCCUCUAAUAGGCGGCUCUAAACGCCGCCGGGCGUAAUUGUACGCCCUCCGGUUUUUGUUAACUUACCCGGUCGCCGGCGGUCCCACGCCGGCGAUCGCGGUUGGGGGGACUCCCAGGGAGCCCCCCGCGGCACGUCCGUCCCCGUCGAAGCCCCCCGGCCAUGUGAGAGUGGGGUCCUAGCGAGGACCCCACAAUCACAUGGUCGGGAUAGCUGGCUUCUGUAUUGCCGGCAGGGGGGCUGCCUGUAAUGACAGGUGGUCCCCCUGCUGGCUGAAAAUAAAAUAAAAAUAAGUUAAUGGUGUAAAAAAAAAAUAAUUAUAUAUACUUAGAUCAUAUAUAUAUAUUAUAUAUAUAUGAUCUAAGUAUAUAUAUAUACACAUAUACAUACACACACAUACACCGUCUAUGUGUAUUUUACUAUUAAUAUAUAUAUAAUUAUAUAUAUAUAUUAAUAUCAAAUUACACAUAGACCGAUACUGAUUAAAUAUAUAUAUAAUUAUUGUUAUAUAUAUAUUUAUAUAUAAUAUAAAAAAAAUUAAAAUGUAAAUACGUUAAAAAAUAAAAUUUAAAAAAUAAUUAAAAAUAAAUAAUUAAAAAAUAUAUAGAUGUGUGUUAUUUCGUUCUAACUGUUUUGUGAAAUUAAUAUAUAUAUAUAUAUAUAUAUAUAUAUAUAUAUAUUAUCAAAAUACACGUAGAACGAAAUAAUAUAUAUAUCUAUAUACAUAAAUAUAUACGUAUAUAUCACUAUAUAUAUACCUAUAUAUAUAAAUAAAAAUAUUUUAAAAAAAUUAUAUAGAUAUAUACAUAUAUAUACACAUACGUAUAUAUAUACAUAUAUUAAUUCUACAUAUAUAUUUAUGUAAUAUUUUUACAUAAUUAGGUAUCUUAAUUAAUUACAAUUAGCGGGACCUGCCUGACAACCCAUGCGAAAGUAAAGGGAAUUUAAUUUGCUAGCACUAUAUUUAACCCUAUAACUUUCCAAGACACCAUAAAACCUGUACAUGGGGGUACUGUUCUACUCGGGAGACUUCGCUGAACACAAAUAUUAGUGUUUCAAAACAGUAAAAUGUAUUACAACGAUGAUAUCGCCAGUAAAAGUGAAGUUUUUGCAUUUUUCACGCACAAACAGCACUUACACGGACGAUAUUAUUGCUGCGAUACUUUUUACUGUUUUGAAACACAAAUAUUUGUGUUCAGCAAAGUCUCCCGAGUACAACAGUACCCCUCAUGUUCAGGUUUUAUGGUGUUUUCAAAAGUUACAGCAUCAAAUAUAAGGCUUGUGUUUCAUUUUUUUCACAUUAAAAUUCGCCAGAUUGGUUACGUUGCCUUUGAGACCUUAUGGUAGCCCAAGAUUGAAAAUUACCCCUAUGAUGGCAUACCAUUUGCAAUAGUAGACAACCCAAGGUAUUGCAAACGGGGUAUGUCCAGUCUUUUUUAGUAGCCACUUAGUCACAAACACUGGCCAAAAUUGGCAUUUUUUGCAUUUUCACACACAAACAAAUACUAACGCUAACUUUGGCCAGUGUUUGUGACCAAAUAGCUACUAAAAAAGACUGGACAUACCCCAUUUGCAAUACCUUGGGUUGUCUACUAUUGCAAAUGGUAUGCCAUUAUGGGUGUAAAUUUCAUUCCUGGGCUACUAUAAAGUCCCAAAGGCAACGUAACCAAUCUGGCCAAUUUCAAUUUCAAAUGUAACGUGCUAUAUUUGACCCUGUAACUUCCCAAAACGCCAUAAAACCUGUACAUAGGGGUACUGUCUUACACGUGAGACUUUACUAAAUACAAAUAUGUGUAUUUUAUUGCAGUAAAAUCAAACAGUAUUAUGACACUGACCUUUAAAAUGCAAUUUAGAACUAAAAAAAUCAAAAUAAUCGUAUUUUCUCCCAUUUUUUUCAUAUUAAAUUAUGUUUCAUAGCUAAAUAUUUGAUAUUAAAUGAAAGCCCUGUUUCCCCUGAAUAAAAUGAUAUAUAAUAAGGGUGAGUGCAUUUACUAUGAAAGAGGUGAAUUAUGGUUGGACAGACAUGUAGCGCAAAUGCCAGGUUUUGUUUACAUUUUGUUUUGUUCACAAUGUGUACAUUUGGCUCCGUCCUUAAGGGGUUAAAUACAUCUCUACUCAAUUUUCCUGAAGGCCAGUAGAGGUGUUUUCACCUCCAUAACAGCCAAGCUCUGUUAUUUAAAUGUAUGUCUCGUGGAGACCAUUUGAUUGGCGCAGCAUUGGUAUUCCUAACAUAUUUAUAUCAAAUAGAAAGGCUUUUCAAACGGACUUCAAGCACCAUGACCAAUUCAAAUCAGUCAAAUGGCCAUGGUGCUUGGAGUACCUUUUAACUUUCUGUGGCAUUACUGAGAUUAUACCUUAAAUCUCUUUCAUAGCUAAACUGCAAGGUAUGAACUGCUUUUUGUAUGUAUGUGAUCAACAAAGUGGAAAAAGGAACAGAAUCAAUUUUUUUUUUUUUUUUUUAUAAAUGUUUUGGGCACAGGGCUCAAUUCCUACUAGCCAUUGACCAGUGAUUGAUUGAUUUAUUUAUUUAUUUUUAAAUCCCAGGUGAUUGAAUUCAUAUACAUACCUAGUGAGUAUUCUAUAGACUGAUUAUCCUGGCUUGCGGUUGCACAGUAACUUUUAAGGCCUGUCUAGUAGCUUAGGACUUGAAAUAUUAAGCGCUGUUUGGACAUAUGUCUUCAGUCUUGCCAUUUGCAAAAGUAUACAUUUUAAGGAAUCUCUCAUGCUCCUAUUUAAACCUUGUCCCCUUUUCUUUAUAAACUGUGUUUCUUAGACUGUUUAUACUAGUGUUGCCUUUUGGACAUCUAAACAGCUGUUAUGAUACAGGGUACAACAGUUUUGGUCACUACAGCAGGAGCUUACAGAGUGUUUUAAAGAGUGGUUUAGAGGGUGCACACCUUAAAGAGGAUAACUCCUCUGCUGUCAGCAAAUUUCACUGGUGUACAGCUCUCCAUCUUGUGUGAUAGCAUUAAAAGAUGAUGGAUCACUCUCUGCUUCUUUAUCAUAGUCCAGUUUUCACAUUUUUCUGAGGGCUAGAUCAUGGUUCAUCACAGAGUUAAUGGCCACCCUUGAAUCAUCAGUUGAAUUCCUGAUUAGGUACAUAGAUAAGUUUGCUUGGUGCCACUAAAUUUGAAGUUUGAAGGGCGGUCAAAGUAUUGAUUAAAUACUAUUAGUCUCCAGUAUGAGUUUUGCCACAUUCCAAUUUAGAUUAGUUAGCUAAAAAUAUGGAUUGUUUAAAAAAAUAAAAAUAAUAAUGCACGCCAAGUAAGGUGUUUUGUUUUUUUUGUGGAAAAAUGGCUGUUAAGAGAAACUCAAGAUUUUUUUUUUUUUGCACUCUCCUAUAGCACAGAGCUGGUAAAAUUGCGGGUCUGUGUAUCCUGAUUUUACCCUCAGUGCAAAUCUUCAUUUUGGGUAACAUUGGCUGUAAACUAUACUGUGUGUGUGUGUAUAUGUAUACAUAAUAUAUAUUUUACACACACUGGCUGCACUCAUGGUCUUUCUUCUAUGAGGUUCUUUAUUCCAUAUAGUAAACGAGCAGAUCAAUGUUUCGGUCCUCUCUGGGACCUUUCUCAAGAUCAAAUGGCAUAUAGCUAUAGAGAUAGAUAGGAGGGGGGGUGAGAUGAGAGAUGAGAGAGAGAGUGUGUGUGUGUGUGUGUGUGUGUAUAUAUAUACAUUAAGUAACCGAUAUUAUAGCUAGGGAAAAGAGGUAUGUCAACCUUGCGUCCUAUCUGGCUAGUUUUAGAGUGAUGAAGUGACAGAAUGUAAUGGUCUAAGGAUUUGUUGAUAUCGGUUAUUUAAUGAAUGUAGUCUGUGGCCGUUACAUUACUGGUGGUGAAUUCCUUUUGGAUGUAAAAAUCUAUAAAAGUCUAGAUAAAUGGCUGUUUUAAUUACCAUAUUGGUUAUAUGUUCGAAUGGUGCUGUAUCUAACAAGUCGGAUAAUGAUAGGAAUAUUUUAUUGUGGAUGGGUAGUCUUUGAGGGGGUAGAUGUGUACAGUAUCUAUUUUUUUGGAUUCCCUUCAGUAAAGUCUUUAUCUGGUAUGAUGAAAGGAAUCCUGUUUUAUUAGGAUGUUGUAAUAACAUGUGGUGUUGGAUGCCCGUUAGAUAAAGUUUGAUCGUGUUAAAAGAUCACUUUUUAAAUUAAGGAGGCAAAAAGAAGUAAACCCCAAUAUAGUUUCCAAAGCAAACAUGUCCUGAACUUGAAAUUCCGCUGUGAACUUGGUCAAAAUGUGAAAGGCCCUAUCAUACAUUUUCAUAGAAUUAACCGAAAGCGCCAGGUGGGAAAGAUUACGUGCAAGAAUCAAUAAGACAUCUAAUCCAGGAGCAUGUCUUGGAAUGAAGGGGCAGGGGUAGCCAGCCUGGAAGCGGUGGGCAGAGUCUGGAGGAAGGCCUGAAAUCGAAACCAAGACAAGUGAUCAGCUGAUAUAUUUGCAACACCCGGAACAUGAAUGCAGGUGAUGGAAAAACUGGCAGGUGGCCGCUACCCAUGCGAGUUUCCUUAAAAAGGUCAUAAUUACCAAAGAUGAUGACUGGCCUUUAUUGACAAUAUGGCAAGUGGGUAGGUUGUCAGAAAAACAUCUGAGUGACCAGCCCACUCUGGCCCCCAGCUAGGUAGAGACUUAACUUCUCUGGGCAAUGGACCCCAGAGCCAUUUAUUCCCACAGAUGGCUGCAAAGCCCGUGUUGGCCGCAGCAUUUGUCCAGAGUGUAGGUGAAUUGUAGGAAAGAGGGGGAGUGAACGUGAACAUUGCUUGCCCAUUCCUAGAUGUGAGAAAAAUGCACCACAUAAGACUGCUGUUGCGUGAGUGUCCAAAGUGAUUCCUCUGAGGAGAGGUCCGGGAACAAAGAAAGUAGGCGGCAAAUGAAAGAUCUACCCUGGGGAAUGAUCUUCAUGGCAAACUUCAGCGACCCAAGCAGAGAUUGAAGUUCUUUCCUGUUACAAGAACCUAGCUGUAAGUACAGCUCAAUACUCGCUAGGGUGCACUCAUCUUAUCCUGAGGAAGAUUUGCCUGCACGUGAAUAGUCGAGUUGAAUCCCACAAAAUGCAUAACCGUGUUUUUUUUUUUUUUUUUGUUUGUUUUUUUUUAGGCAGACCCAGGCAUACCUAGGGACUCAAAAAGAGCCAACAUGUGUUUGAGGCUGCUAGGGGGUAGUGAGUUGUUUAAAAUUGUAAGAAAGUAAUCUAAAUAGUGAAUUACAGUCAGACAUCUGCACACAUUAAGUAGCAACCAACACAAGGUUUCAGCGAAAAUAUCAAAUAUUUUGGGGCUACUCUUGGAGCCGAGAGAAGAAAUAAUAUAAACCCUGCCACUUAAUGCCAUUCAGAUGCCAAAGUGAUGGGUGAAUGGGAAGUAACUUGAAAGCGUUGACAAUGUUCGUUUUACGCAGCCAUGUCCCUGUCUCUGCAGUCAAAAUGGCCCAGAUGGCAUUGUCAAUAGUGGCAUAUUGCAGAGAGAAUUCGUCAGAGGGUAUGACGAAAAUUAAACUGGGGAUAGUGGAGGAAUGUGAUGCUGAUAAAUCCAUGUUCAGCCUGGGUUUAUGUGAAGUUUAACCCGUGAGGGCCCCAAUAGGAUUACCUUAUAUACUAGAGUAUGUCGACCCGAAUAUAAGCCGAGGCCCCUAAUUUUACCACAAAAAACUGUGAAAACUUAAUGACUCGAGUAUAAGCCUAGGGUGGGAAAUGCAGAAGCUACUGGUAAAUUUCUAAAUAAAAUUAGAUCCCAAUAAAAUUACAUUAAUUGAAUAUUUACAGUGUGUGUAUAUAAUGAAUGCAGUGUGUGUGUUUGUGUAGUGUGUGUAAACUGGGUGAGGGGAGGGCUCUUUUAUUUCAACUUUUUUAUUAUAUUUUAAUAUUUUUAUUCUAAUAUUUGUAUUUUUUUUUGGUUUUUGUCCCCCCUCCCUGCUUGUUGCCUGGCCAGGGAGGGGGCUAUGUUAAUCCCUGGUGGUCCAGUGGAUGGGCUGUGCAGUGGGGGGCUGGCAGCGAGCUGUUACUUACCUUUCCUGCAGCUCCUGUCAGCUCCCUUCACCUCCGUGCAGCUCCUCCGUUCUGCUUACAGUGUAAGUCUUGCGGUAUGCGUGUCGCGCGGAGCGUUGCCCUGCUCUGAUGGCCGCGGGUGUCGCGAGACUUACACUGUAAGCAGAACAGAGCUGACAGGAGAGCUGCAUGGAGGUGCAGGAAAGGUGCCAGCCCUCAACAGGACUGCCGGGCUUGUAAUGAGCCCAGCGGUCCUGGUCUGUAUUAUGGCAAUGUAAGUUGCCAUAAUACAGACAUUGACUCUAGUAUAAGCAGAGUGGGGGGUCCUGAAAAACUCUGCUUAUACUAGAGUAUAUAUGGUAGUUCUCCAUGAAGUGAAAGGUGGGGGAACAAAUGGCCCGAACACAAAACCCUGUUCUAAUUCACUUUUCAUAAGAUCACUCAUUAACUCUGGAUCUGUCAUUGCUGUUUGUAGAGUAUUGCAUUCCAGUGUACCAGAUGGCAAGUGCAUGAUACCCGUGUGAAACCGCUAAGACAACCCUUUGGUGAGAAAUUUAACAAAGUGUUGUGAGGGGUGGUGUAACAGAACAGCAAAUAACCUGACGUUGGGUAUGGUUUAGGAAAGAUUUUAUUAGGACACAUGGUUUUUGCGUGAGCCCAGAAACCGUGAGCACAAACGUGUAACAAUCUACAGGAACUAAAACCACAAGUGCCGCAUUAAAAUUGUUGCUAUUUGGGAAUUGCCUAGAAAGACUAUGUCCCAACCCGGCUUAUCAUUCAAAACCGGUUAGUCUUGCAGAGUUAGGGCCUGAGUGGCCCUGCUCAACUUCCGCUGUAUUAGGACAUAGGUGCUGUGGAUGCACAAGCCAGAGUCCUGAGGCCAGAAAAAUGCCUGCAGAAUAACUCCGUAUUUAACUUACUCCAAUUUAUGCUUUAGUUAAAUAGUCAGAGCUGCAGCCACUUUUGCAGAAAAGGAAUGGUGGCAGUCAUAGAAGGCUGUUCCACCGUAUUUGUGCCCCAGAUCCAUUAGUUUGUGCAUGUAUACGUCCAACUCUUCCCUUCUCAGGAUACACAAAGCAAUACAAAUCCCAAAACCUAACACAAAUUCAGGUAUAGACAAUUGGUUGUUCAGCCUAGGAUCCCUUGCCCUCAGCACCACUGAAAUGUCCCCAUAUGCAAAGGACCUGUUCUCAAGGACAUCCUGGGAGGCAAUGAGGAGCGAGACUAGGUUAACAUCCUUGCCCUCCAGGAUGGUGUGUGUGUGGGUUUUUUUUUUUAAAUUUUUUUUUUUUUUUUUCAUAUUAGUCGGGUAUGUAGCGGAGAGCUGGUCUCUCACAGCCUAUAUCUGCUAGUAAUCCAAGGGAGGCUCAGGAACAAAUAAUAAAACCCAGGAGAAUAGUAUCCACAGCAAAUAAAAUAAUCCAAGAAGCUCCCAUAACGUUUUCCAAUGACUGGACGACACACAGCAUCAGGAGCAGAACUAAACUUUUAAUCCACACAACUUUCUUUAAGCAUUUCUCUCAUGCAAGGGAGACACCCACAAUAAUUAGUACAGUAACCAAUCGUGUAUAUGUUACCUCCCAUAUAUCUCCUCCCCUUAGUAUGACACAUAAUCCACUUAUACAGUAUAGGAUUUUACCCGGUUUUCAGAUGUCCCCCAAAAAUGCAAGAUACAGUGAUUUAUAUCCCCUGAUGUGGGUGAGCAACAUAUAAAAAAAAUCACCCAGAUCGAACCAGAAGUUCAGGAGUUAGGUGGAAGUAGAGAUUUGACAGACACACGAGGCAGUAGCCAAAAGCAGUUCCAUAGGUUUGGACCUUGCGGUUGCUCUUUGUUCGGUACAUAAAAAGCACGAAUAUCCCUGCCAUCCAGUGCUGAGCUGGGGUUCGGCUGAAUCCCCUUGUUCAUUUAAACAUAUGGACUGAUUCGUAGUUCUGGUGGUCUUGGCGGUGUUCGGGUAAUCGAGUGUCUGAUUUGGAUUCUAGACACUCGAUGACCAAACACAGCUGAGCGUUCGAAUGUAAAAUGGCCGCUGCCACGUGUUCGUAUGCCGAACAGGGGCCACACAGCAAGCCCACACAGAGGGUUUAGUCAGUUGCCAAUUAGCUUGUGGUUACAGGGAAUUAAGGAGUUAACGAGAGGGCACACUUAUCCCUGGGGUGGUCUGAUUGUUCGGUAGUUUCAUUCGUAUGAUGAACAGAGUGAUUUUUACCGAACAAUCAGAUAAAUACUGCAUGCAAUAGUGUGACGAGACCAAUCUCGCCACAUUGCAUUGGAGGAGCCUGGUUGCCCGCCUAUUGCCCUUGGACUAUGACCCCAUGUUAAAAAACCUUGUUUUCCCCUGCAGAAAAGGCUUGUUCGUGCUUUUCUGCCCGGCGUUCGGUAGAUUGAAUCUACUGAACAAACAACCGAAUGACUGGACCACCUGUAUUGGGAGGGUGUCGGCAAUUUACCUCCCAGAAGCUGCGGUUAACAGCAGCUUAAUUGACGAAUGCUGGGUGGCCUUUGUUCGGUUGCCGAACACGUGGCGGCGGCCAUUUUAAAGUCCCGAGCGGCCAGCAGUGUUCAGCGCCCAAACUAUGGAACUGGAAACGGACACUUAUUUGUGCGAACACUGCUGAGCCGUCAGCCUCCUUGCUUCUGCAUUCGGUCAUUUAACCGGAUGCCAGUUCGUUCGGUAUGAACAGCAUUACCCCAGAUAGCCAUGCCAUAGAGCCUAUUCGUAUAACGAAAGACUAUGGGAAAGACUUUGGCUCCAUGGCGAUUGAACUGUAUGUAUGUUAUCUGAGUGCCAUCUGGUAAUGUGUGCCCAGAUCUAAGCUAUCUGGGGAUAGGUAGAAUGUAUAUGGUUUUUGUGCAACAGUUGUAACUUUAUAAAUUUUUAUGUCUUACUGUCUUUUACUGCCAUGUGAGUUUUGCCUCUGUCCUGGAUUACUUCCCAAUUAUCUCCAGGAUAAUUGUGGGGAUGUUUUACCUCUGUGUGUCUGUCAUUGGUUCAUGUCUGUCCUUUGUCACAGUCUCCCAUUUGGUCCCCUAGAGAGUUUCCACCAGCUCGGAGACCUGCAUAAAUAAUGGACAGGUAGCCCUCCAUAAACCAGACCGGUGCUUGACCCUCAACACGGAGCUCUGUCUCGUCUUUGGGGGGGGAUUUACUGCAUUCUGUUAGAGACUGAUUGCCAGAAGUGUAAGCCGCUUGGGUGCUUUUCCUGUUCGUCUGCUAGCAGCUAUUCGUGAGGUUCCAGUUCAGGAGUUUGGAGCAUUCCCUUGUAUGCAGUUUGGGGGUGCCAUUACAAUUGGUGGCAAGUGGUGGGAUCGUUCCCACAGCCAGAAAGACAGCUACAGGAGACACCAUUCCAUGGAUUUUACAUUUUGAGGGCACCACAUGUCCCAAUACAGUGACCCUGACAGCACCAGGAUGGAACCAGCAGUGGCGUACAGCUACUCUAUGAAAGAGUUUGACAAUAUGAUGGGAUUGCGGCUGAAGUACUAUGGACCCAGCCGUCGGAGAAAUCGGUGCAGCUUAUGAGGAACCUAGUGUUCAAGAAUCUUCAAUACCGGGCAGAAAGGGAAGGUCAGCUGGCACGUUGGGAGUAACUCCAGCGGCGGGUACUGCAGGGAAUUGGGAGCCCAGUCUCCAUCCACCAGCGGCAGGUACUGCAGGGAAUUGGGAGCCCAGUCUCCAUCCACCAGCGGCAGGUACUGCAGGGAAUUGGGAGCCCAGUCUCCACUCCCCAGCGGCAGUGUGCCAUUCAGGGAAUUGGGAGCCCAGUCUCCACUCCCCAGCGGCAUUGUGCCAUUCAGGGAAUUGGGAGCCCAGUCUCCACUCCCCAGCGGCAGUGUGCCAUUCAGGGAAUUGGGAGCCCAGUCUCCUUUCCCCAGCAACAGGACACUGUGUAUUGGGAGCGGAGAGUCAGUCUCCCUCCCUGCGGCUGGAAGUAUGUAUGGGAGAGGAGCUUGUUACCCCCUCUCCCCAGCGGCAGCUUGACAUACCCAGGGAAGAAAGUAAGCCCCACAACCAUGCAAAUGGGACCGUGGUCUCUGCAAUUACAGUACAGGGGGUUGGGACGGUCGGUCCUGUCCCCCAAAAACAGCGCUGUUUAGCCAAAGGGGAGACAGUCUGUCUCCCCCCACAGCAGCAUGGAGGUUUGCCCAAAGGGGAGACAGUCGGUCUCCCCCUCCAGCAACCAGGCGCCAACCAGACUACUCCCGUGGUAGUGCUGGCACCAGGGCAGAGUACCGCUGGUCUCUGUCCACUCAGCAACCCACAAAGUCAGCUUACCAGUCUCCCACACAGCCGUGGUGAGGCACCUGGACAUGGACAAGUUUUUCCUCUACCCAGGUGUAGUAACCAGUUAUUGUGGGUGGGCUGUAUUACUGUUUGUGCUUCGUGGGUGGGCUGCUGGACUAACAAGGGCACUGACCGGCAGGAGGUCAGAUAUCCUGUUAGUCUGUCUGGAAAAGUGGAGAGAUGUGACGAGACCAAUCUCGCCACAUUGCAUUGGAGGAGCCUGGUUGGCCUCCUGUUGCCCUUGGACUAUGGCCCCAUGUUAAAACGCCUUCUUUUCCCCUGCAGAAAAGGCUUGUUUGUGCCUUUCUGCCCAAUUUUUCGGUAGAUUGAAUCAAACUAUGGAACUGGAAACGGAAACUUAUUUUCAUGAAGACUGCUGAGCUGUCAGCCUCCUUGCUUCGGCAUUCGGUCAUUUAACCGGAUGCCUGUUCGUUCGGUGGUUUAACCGUAUGAACAGCAUUACCCCAGAUAGCCAUGCCAUGGAGCCUAUUUGUGUAACGAAAGACUUUGGCUCCAUGGUGAUUAAAGUGUAUGUGUGUGAUCUGAGCGCCAUCCGGUAAUAAUGUGCGCUCAGAUCUAAGCUAUCUGGGGAUAGGUAGAAUGUAUGUUUUGUGCAACAGUUGUAACUUUAUACAUUUUUACGUCUUUUUUUACUGCCAUGUGGUUAAUGGAGUUUUGCCUCUGUCCUGGGAGAUAAUUGGAUUACUUCACAAUUAUCUCCUGGACAGAGGGAGGGGAAUUAGGAUGCAUUGUGGGGAUGUUUUACCUCUGUGUGGCUGUCAUUGGUUCAUGUCUGUCCUUUAUCACAGUCUCCCAUUUGGUCCCCUACGGGAGUGUCCACCAGCUGCAUAAAUACUGGGCAGGUAGCCCUCAAUAAACCAGACCACCGCUUGACCUUCAACACAGAGCUCUGUCUCGUCUUUGGGGGGAUUUACUGCAUGCUGUUAGACUGGUUGCCAGGAGUGUAAGCUGUGCUUUUCAUGUUCAUCUGCUAGCAGCUAUUCGUGAGUUUCCAGUUCGGGAGUUCUACUUUGUAUGCAGUUUGGGAGUUUGGAGCAUUCACUUGUAUGCAGUUCGAGAGUUUGGUGUUCUGCAGUAGCUGUGCCUGUGUCUCUGGAAGGGAAGAUCUGCUAAACGGUGGUUUAACCCUUUUAUGUCUGUGGGUGCUGUUACAAAUAGAAAUACACAAAGCAGAAAAUUAAAUAAAGCAUAUUAUAAACACACACUUUUGCAGACAGCCCAAUGCCCUCCGCUCCAGGAACCAUAUACGAUGGGUUGAUGCUCUCGGGGACCUUAAAUGUGGCAAGAGAGUUACCGGGCGUGACAGCUGAACCCCGCAGAAUCAGGAAAAGCAGGCACAUUGGAGGAACAGACUGCUUAUAACUUCUCCAGUCUAACACUUAAAGUUCCAGUAGAAGACUUCAACGAGGUCAUCAUAGCACGGAGAGCCGGCAUCUGAGUCCCACUAGUCCCUUCCCCUGCAUCUGAGUUGUUUUAGUAUUGAGCAGUCUGAAUAAAAAAAUUUAUAUUAACACACGGUGAAAGGUAAGGCCCUGCUAGUUGCCAAGCUGCAUGAGAGGCUCUAACUAUGCGUUGGCCCAAGGGGAUUUGAGGGCACCCAACGGCGUGGCGGGGUGUUGGCCUCUCAGUGAUAACUAAAGCAUAAGAUGGUAUGGGAGUGACAUGUGAGGCCCUCUCUAUGCAACCAUGCGAGGCGAAUAACUUUACUUUAGGCCGAUGGACGUAUACCUCGAUGUAUGAGGAUGGGUGUUGGCCUCGCGGGACCACUAUCCUAUGGCUUAAGACCAUAAACAUAACCUAUUUGGACACCUAAAUCCCUGAUAGCCAGUACUAUCUGCUAACAGGAGUAGGGUAUAGGAAUUGUAAAUGUCGUACUUGAGAGAGUUGGAAUCAGAAAUGAUUCUUUGCAGAAUUAGGGUAAAGAGGGUGGCAGUAGAUACGAGCUGUGACCUAUAGAUAAUAUGUAAUAAGUAUCUGAGCAUAUUGAUAUAUAUAUGUGUGUGGCCAGAUCGUGGGCCCAAGUAAUAAUAAAGGAACCUAACCUAAAAUUUAGGCGCAAGGAGUGAAAUUGGCAAAAACUGACACUAAUGGAAGAACCUUUUGUAAAUGCUACAGUCUGGUCUGACAAAGGCACCUAAAGGAAUUUGAGAUGUUAAAUGUUAAGUCAGAAGGGAUUAUUUAAAUAAGCCAAACUUCAACCAAAUUACCAGCCUAAAAAGGACAAGUUUGUCAAAGCAGGAACAAUUCCUGACUGAUCUUCCCGAACGGACCUGUGGGAAGAACAUCACGAUGACUUACAAUGUCAACUCAAUGGCAGGGUGAUAUACCAGAAAUAACAAAUCUAAAAAUAGAAAUAAUCACAUGCCAUUAUUUGUAAACCCGUAAUAUCAUUUGUAACCAGUAGGGGACACUGUGACUCAAAGUGACAUAUACAUACAAUUAGUCUUAAUUUGUGUAAGAAGAAUUGGUAACACCUGGGGUAGAAUCGUGCGAACAGUGUCUGCCUUUACCUAGUUGUUCGCACAUUUCAAAAUACAAAUUACGAGAAUGUUCGUAUGAAUCAUGGUGAACGAUUAAAGGAUUACUAUAGGGUCAGGAACACAAACAUGUAUUCCUGACCCUAUAAUGUUUAAAACCACAAUCUAGCCCGCUGGGCCCCUCAUGUCUCCAUAAAUAUAGCAAAAUCUUACCUAGGCCCACGGGUUAAUAUUACAGCCAGACGUGGACGUAAUAUCCGAGAUUUGCUGGUACCGAGCCAUUUUUCACCACUAAACCACAGCCACGUGUCACUUGGUUGGGAACUCCUCCUUGUGGCACGUAUGGCUGUGGCAGGUGUGUAGCUUGUAAGUACAUUUCUAAAGGUUCUAAGACGGUUAGCGACAGUACAGGACAAGGCUCUUUCAAGAUUAAGAGGUGUGUUUUUUAAAUUGUAGAACUUAGGGCUUUGUAUACCUGCUGUCAUGCUCAUGUGGACAAAAUACGUGGGUAAAACCUUUAGGGCCUUUAAAGAUAGAAUCAUGGAACAUGUAAGGUCCCCCAGGAACCGUCUUGAGACAACUAUCUCAAGACAUCUCAAAGAACACCAUCACAGUGACCCGAAUAAUCUUAGAUUUUGUGGACUAGAAUUGGUGAAGAGAAACCCGAGAUGUGGAGAUUUUGAUAAGAUUCUAAGACAGAGGAAGUCUAGGUGUAUAUAUGAAUUAAAAACACUCCAACCUCUGGGUUUGAACGAGGGCUUUUCCUUUGCCCCGUUCAUUUAACCAUUGGCAAUAAGGGUCUCCUUUGUGUGUUGACCACUCGUUUUCUUUGGCUUAUUCAUUAUUUCGUAGUAUAUGUAUUGAAAAUUAAAUGAUCUUUGUCCCCCCCCCUAUAUACCCUUCAUGGACCAUUUGGUAUAUGGUUCUAAGGAGAUAGAUAUAUAGAGAUAUAUAGAGAUAUAUAGAUAUAUAUAGAUAUAUAUAGAUAUAUAUAGAUAUAUAUAGAUAUAUAUAGAUAUAUAGAUAUAUAUAUAUAUAUAUAUAUAUAUAUAUUCAUCAACAUCCCCUGCACUCACGCUUGAAGUAUUCCAAAUGCCGGGCGCACCACCAAAGCUCCAAUAGGUAUAACUUCCACAAGAAAAGGCUGCUCUCCGGACUUAAAAUCAAAGGUUUUAUUGAAAAUAUUUAAAAAUGAUGACCAACGUUUCGGUCCCCGAUCGGGACCUUCCUCAGGGUCAGAGACAACAGUAAACAGUGUACAAAAUGACAAUAUAUACCAUUACAUUAAGUGAAAUAACUCACCCAGGUGUUCUAUUCUCGUUUCCCGCCGGCACCCAGUGAAUUUCCGGGUAUGCGCGCGCACGUCAAUGCGUGCUCCGCCCCUUCAUCAUGUUACGUUACGUGCCGUCGUACUCCCGGUCACAUAGACCGGUCUCCUUAGCAACCGUGUAUACAAAGACCCCUCUUACAACAAGAGGAGUCUAUACCAGGAUAGAGAAUAGGGUAGAGAGAAUUAGUGCCAUAUAUAAAUAAUGUAAGUGCCUUUCUAAAACAAAUCUUGUGAUGGGCUCAUUAUAUAUCAUAUAUCCCUAACCACAAGAACACCUAGUGAACCUAGGUAAGUGACACCUCAUUAAAGUGAUAAUAGUGCCACUAAAGUUUAACCAGAAAGUGUAUGAGCCCUUAUUAUAGUUAAAUGUGAAAUUACACUCAUCGGUGAAUCAAAGGGAUUCAUAUAUAAAACUUUUUAAAGUGAUAACAUGCAUGUAAUAAAGUGCAUAAUAGGUGCUCAUAAGCUACAUAUGUGUAAUCAAACAUAUCAUACAUAUAAAAACAAUUUGGCAUAAUUAUAGACAUACUACCCCUGAGAAAUUCAUUAGACAUAAAAAUAUUUAAAAACAAUAGUAACAAGCUGGUUAGACCUAUAUAAAAGAAUGGUACGUGAUACUCUCAUUAAGACCCAUGGGAGAUAUUGUAUUUAGUUGGUGUAUCCAAAAAGCCUCUUUCUGAAGUAACAUUUUUCCCCUGUUUCCCCCCCUGCGGGGUAGGGGUAUAUGAUCAAUACCCACAAAUUUAAGGGAUGUUUUUUAUCAAGAAAAUGCCGAGCAACUGGCUUAUCAGACUGGCCAUCCCUGUACGCUAAUCUUAUGCUCGAGCGGUGGCCCCUAAUCCUCUCACACAGAGGUGUUUCUGUCUUUCCUACGUAAUAGAGGCCACACGGACACACCAAUUUAUAUACAACAAAGGGGGUUUUACAAGUAAUAGUGUGUCUUAUAUCAUAUAUUUUAUUAGUAUGUGGGUGAUUAAAUUUCUUUGUUGGAAUCAUAUGUCCACAAGUAAUACACCCCAGACAUCGUAUGCUUCCCCGUAUGUUGUGCUUGACUGUUUUAGAAUAACUUUCCACAGGGUCUGUACGCACUAGCAUAUCCUUAAGACUCUUAUUUCUCCUGUAGCAAAUUAAUGGAGUCUCUUUUUAAAAAUCUUUGGCAGGGUGUCAUCCGUAGCAAUCAUUUUCCAAUUGUCUUUAACAAUUGUUGAAAUCAAAUUAGAAGAAUUAUGAAACGUCAUCGGAAAUACUAUUUUUUGUGCAGGAUCCAUCUUUGUUUGCACCGGGGCCGAUUUUGCCUUCAACAGUGCUUCUUCUAGUACCUGAAUAUUAUAACCUCUGUUCAAAAACUUCUGGGUCAUGAUUUUCAAUUGUAGCUCAGCCUUAUUUGUAUCAGAAUUAUUGCGAAUGACUCGCUGGAAUUGUGCUUUAGGAAUAGAUUUUUUCAGCGAAAUAGGAUGUGCACUCCUAGCGUGUAAAAGAGUAUUCCGAUCAGUCUGUUUCGAAAAUAAAGUGUAUUGGACUCUAUUAUCUCCAUAAGAAAGUUCUAAGUCCAGAUAUUGGACACUUUCCUCACUGAUAUUGGCUGUAAAUUUGAUAGGAGUUGGCAGCAAAUUUAACUCCUCCACCAUCGUAUAUGCCUCCGUUUGUGAGCCUCGCCAGGUAAUCAACAGGUCGUCUAUAUAAAGGUAGUAUCCAAUAAUGUUAUCCUUAUAUGUGGUCAAUAUAUGCUGUGUUUCAUACGCAUACAUGUACGCAUUGGCAUACAUAGGGGCCAUGGCUGACCCCAUAGAUGUUCCCGCCACCUGCAAGUACCACCGAUCCUCAAAUCUAAAAUGAUUAUUAUGAAGGAUCAACGACAGAAGCUCCAGAAUAAAUUCUAUCGGUGGGCCAUGGUACAUCGAAGACUCACAUAAUACCUGUCGCAUCGCCUCAAUACCUCCAAUAUGAGGGAUGACCGUAUACAGGCUCUUGACAUCCAUAGUGAUAAAUAUUGGAACCCUUCCAUGGAACUCCAAGGACUUAAUUCUACUCAAGAGCGUUUGUGUGUCCUUGAUACAUGUACUCAAUGCCUCAACUGGUCCUUUAAAAACAAAAUCUAACCAUUGUGCUAUGGGUUCCAAAAUCCCCCCAAUAGCUGAAACAAUGGGGCGGCCAGGAGGUCUUUCUGAGUCUUUAACAUGUAACAUGAUGAAGGGGCGGAGCACGCAUACCCGGAAAUUCACUGGGUGCCGGCGGGAAAAGAGAAUAGAACACCUGGGUGAGUUAUUUCACUUAAUGUAAUGGUAUAUAUUGUCAUUUUGUACACUGUUUACUGUUGUUCUGUUGUCUCUGACCCUGAGGAAGGUCCCGAUCGGGGACCGAAACGUUGGUCAUCAUUUUUAAAUAUUUUCAAUAAAACCUUUGAUUUUAAGUCCGGAGAGCAGCCUUUUCUUGUGGAAGUUAUACCUAUUGGAGCUUUGGUGGUGCGCCCGGCAUUUGGAAUACUUCAAGCGUGAGUGCAGGGGAUGUUGAUAUUCUUUUUAUAUAUAUAUAUAUAUAUAUAUAUAUAUAUAUAUAUAUAUAUAUAUAUAUAUAUAUAUAUAUAUAUAUAUAUAUAUAUAUAUAUAAAUUUUUUUUUCGACACUUGCCCUAUAUAUGAACUGACACUUAUUCGAUAACACUCUGGCUAGCCCGUAUUCAAUAUGUCAUUUUUAGGGCUUCUGCGUAGAUGGACCUCUCUAGUAGGUUAAUUCAUUUAAUAUGUUGUCGAGUUAAAUUAGUGAGACUUUAAAUCCUCACACAUGUGCCUGGACUUUGGUGUGUUUUUCUACUCAAUUCAUGUACAUUUACAUAUGCUGCCAAAGAUUAAUGGGACACUGUAGUCACUAUAACCACUUUGUCUCUUUAAAUUGGUUAUAGUGCCCUGGCACUGUCCCUCCAUUCAGUGUUGCACCAUGUUUGUGCAAUAUGCCACAAAAUAAGAGUCCCUGGCCACCCACAGCCCGGCCCCUUCAGUAUGUGUAGCUAAGGCAGAGAUUACACACUUCCUUGUUGUCAUACCCACUCAUACCAUCAGUUGGAACUCUGACAGGCUAAAAGCAGUCAGCUGACACUCUCCGCCAAUCACAGCUGCCUAUUGCUGCUCAGGCUAAUACUUCCUUAUUAGCCAAAGCAGCACAGAGGGGAUGGAUUGCCGGGGAUUCUUGUUUAGCAUUCAAACAUUAAAAGUUUUAAAAACUGUUUAAUGCUGAAAGAAAUGAUGGUACCAGAGGACUCCAUACACUAUAACCAGUUUAAUGAGAUGAAGCAGAUACAGUGCCUACGGUGUCCCUUUAACUGUUUUUAUUUUUUAAUUGGCAUUAUAUGCCUGGCAGUUCUGCAUGUGUUAUACAAAUUAAUUUAACCCCAUUUGUGCUGUAUGCUACAUUACCUUUUUUUCCUAAUGAGCCCCAAUCGUUAGUUUAAAAAAAAAAAAAAAAAAGCUUUUAUACAUCUUUAAUAUGCAUCUAGCAACCUUGUUAUAAUCUGUAACAAGUGUUAUACUCUGUCCUUACUUUUUCCUUUCCCUUCAGUCUGUAUAAAUAAACAUUCCAAAAUGGUGUAGUCAGUGGAUAAUCCAAGUUUGGCUCUUAUUGGAUACAGAGACUUCAGUAAAGGGAAUUAGUUUUUAUUUCUACCCUACUGCACCCCUCAGCCUCUCCUCUGGGAUGUCCCUUUUCAGUGAGGGGGUGUAGUGUUAAAGGAACACUAUAGUCACCUAAAUUACUUUAGCUAAAUAAAGCAGUUUUAGUGUAUAGAUCAUUCCCCUGCAAUUUCACUGCUCAAUUCACUGUCAUUUAGGAGUUAAAUCACUUUGUUUCUGUUUAUGUAGCCCUAGCCACACCUCCCCUGGCUUUGAUUGACAGAGCCCGCAUGAAAAAAAAAAACUGGUUUCACUUUCAAACAGAUGUAAUUUACCUUUAAAUAAUUGUAUCUCAAUCUCUAAAUUGAACUUUAAUCACAUACAGGAGGCUCUUGCAGGGUCUAGCAAGCUAUUAACAUAGGAGGGGAUAAGAAAAUCUUAAUUAAACAGAACUUGCUAUAAAGAAAGCCUAAAUAGGGCUCUCUUUACAGGAAGUGUUUAUGGAAGGCUGUGCAUGUCACCUGCAGGGAGGUGUGACUAGGAUUCAUAAACAAAGGGAUUUAACUCCUAAAUGGCAGAGGAUUGAGCAGUGAGGCUGCAGGGCCAUGUUCUAUACACCAAAACUGCUUCAUUAAGCUAAAUUUGUUCAGGUGACUAUAGUGUCCCUUUAAGUCUACACAAUCUGAUGAACAAAUCUAGCUAUGUACCUUUUGUGCGCAGGCGUUAUUACUCUGACCCGGAUAGGUACAAUGCUCUGUGUGUACUUGUACAUUUUUGCACUAAGUCCUCGCACAUGCGCCGAUAUGCCGGUAUGGACCUACAUACUGACCGUAGCAUACUCCCCGCUAGACUCGGGGAUUGACAGGCAGAUCCUAUUGGCAGAUCUGCUGUAGUGACGGCCCAUGAUGUACAGGUGGGAGGAGUUAUGAGCUAUUUAAUGUGCGAGGGGGGGAUCCCUCAAUUCCAUUUUUUUGCCCUUGAGGAAGGCAGUUAGACCGCCGAAACGCGCGUCGGGCUAUUCCGAUGCUGUUACUUUUGUUUUUAGCACUCAUUGCAGUUUUGUGCUGUGCCUACAUGAGACCUUGGCCGGCCGGCCGGUCUCCUUAUCAGUUGGGGCAUCUGGGUUUCUUUAUAAGAGGUAUCUACAGUGGAGGUGUCCUUCCUUUUUUUUUUCUUUUUUUUUUUGUGUGCUUUGGACCCCCCCCCCGGUGAUUACCUCUCGCCCUCUUUAUUUUUCCCUAUAUAUAUCUCUGUCCUUUCGAUUUCCUACCUCUCAACAGAUAGGACAGUUAUAUAUGGAUAUUUUAGACUAUCUUGAUAAUGCUUUGACUUGUAUGGGGGAUUUCUUAUGUGUCUUUGCCCUCUGGUUUAUCUACUGGAGCACAGCACACUGCUUCUUUGUCAUCUAUUCACAUAUCUGCAGACUCUGUGAGUUAGCAUUGCAACAGUGUUUCUACUGAUUUUUAUUAUGUUAUGAAUAGGUUUGCUACACUUGUGGUAACCUAUUCAUGCUAUCACAGAUUAACCUAGCAGCGACUGGUAGCCAAUAUAGUACCUAAUUUUUCUUUUGUUUUGGGUUUUUAUCCCCAAUAUUUGGGAAUUAUGUGUGUUUUGAAUUUUCCUUAAAGUUUAUUUUAGUUAUAUAUAUAUAUAUAUAUAUAUAUAUAUCUUUUUUUUCUAUAAGCUCUUACAUAUGUUUUUCUAGGGGUGGUGCCGGUAGGAGGAUUCCCUCCCCCCCCUCCCCCCUGUCCUUGUACGAGGUGAUUUCUUCCUAUUAUUCUUUAAUUCUUACUGUAUUCAAGCCUGAAGCUGUACCCCUGCAUGUUGUCUCAGAAUAACAAGCUGUAUGCUGACAUCAUCAGAAUCUGUAGCCUGAUCCAAUCACAGUGCUUCCCCAUAGGAUUGGCUGAGACUGACAAGGAGGCAGAUCAGGGGCAGAGCCAGCAUGAUUCAAACACAGCCCUGGCCAAUGAGCAUCUCCUCAUAGUGAUGAAUUGUAUCUCUAUGAGGAAAGUUCAGUGUCUGUAUGCAGAGGGAGGAGGCACUGAAUGUUUGGAUGUAUUUUAGGCAGCCAUGACCCAGGAAGGAUCUCUAACAGCCAUCUGAGGAGAGGCCAGUGAAGUUAUCACUAGGCUGUAAUGUAAACACUGCAUUUUCUCUGAAAAGACAGUGUUUACAGCAAGAUGCCUGAAGGUAAUGAUUCUACUCAACAGAACAAAUUCAAUAAGCUGUAGUUGUUCUGGUGACUAUAGUGUCCCUUUAACCCCUUAAGGACACAUGACGUGUGACAUGUCAUGAUUCCCUUUUAUUCCAGAAGUUUGGUCCUUAAGGGGUUAAAUAUGCAAAGGUAGUAAAAGGAGCUGAACGAUGCUUCCGUUCGUGCGGUUGGAAGAACUAAAAGCCCGUACCCAUGGGAGCAAACUAAUUUUAUACGUGCUGUAAUUUGAACAGUGCCGAACGCCUAUAGACUAUCCGAAAUUAAUAGGAAUAGACCCAAACCGUGAUGACGCUGAAGAGUGCGACUGCGGCUUGACGGUAAGGGUCUGACUUAUGGUUGACGAGCCGCACAGAGACCAGUCUCUGAGCAAGCUGGAGGAGGCAGCAGGUUUGUAGCGUUUGAGCGAUCAGCUAAGCAGAACAGAGACAGGAGCCAGGGACUAGGACCACGAGGGAAAACUGGUAAGAGACCGCAAAAUCGCUACUUGACUGGAAGUAACCUCUUCAACUCUCCAUACCAACAACGCUAAACUGGGAGAGGAUUGGCAGCCAUUUUAAAGAGGAUCCAAGCUCCUCCCACAACUAAAGGUCUAACCUUAAGUGUGUGUGUGUAUAUAUAUUUAUUAAUUAUGUUUUUUUUUUUUCUUUGAUCAUGCGUUUACUUUUCAACUAUUUCAUAAACUUGCAUAUCACACUUUGGCUUUAUUCAAGAUCCUCACAUCUCAAGAUUGGAGAUAGGCGUCCCACAAUUCAUAGGCCUUCAUUAUUUUUGUAAUUAUUAUAAUUUUUUUUUUUUUUUUUUUACCCUAUCCCUGUCUGAACGAGAGUGAAACAUAUACAAUAUCUGCCAUAGUGCCAACUCUAGUCAUAUCUAAUGUGAAUUUAAAGGGACAGAUCAGUCACCAUAACAAUGUCAUAUAAAGUUAUGGUGCCAGGAGGCCGCCAGGCGCACUCUUGCUUAAGAGGGUUAAACCGUUCUCGAACUAGCUUCUCAAUGACCGUCAAAGACUCCGCAGAUUGACUGAGAGUGGUCAGCUAACACACUCAGCCAAUCAGUGACUCCCAUUCACACUGGCCUGGAAAUGGCUUUUUUUUUUUUUUUUAAAUAAAGACCGUCUUAUGAAUGGGGAGUCACUGAUUGCUGGAUAUACUACCAGUCAGAGCGUUAAGCAUGCUGUCUGUACCCAGAUGCAAAACGAGCUUAGUGAUGUUUACACCCAGUUACCAGCAUUUCCAAGGAAUGACCUGAAUUUUUGAAGAUUGAUAAUUGGUAUCCAUGGCCAUGUGCAGUGUCUAUUAGUACAUAGGUAGCUAAAAGUACCUUCAUGUCAUCAUUGAUGUAUCAUUUCAUUAUGGUUUCUGAAGUACUGAUUUUAAAGUAUGUUUUGUUUUAAUCUAUUUUCUACUUAUGGAAACCUUUCAAAGCAUCGGUUGCAUGAGCAUAUUGUAAAUAGUGUAAUUAUUGGCUGAUACAGUUUGUGACAAGCUAUACUUGUGUUUUGAUUGACAAGAAAACCUUAGCCCUAGACUGCAAUAUCAAUUGCUAAACCUAAAAUGCAUAAUUCUACCCAGGGCUCAAUUGUACCCUGGAUCUUCCAGACUUACAUUGGUGAGUAACACUUAGAGCAGAACUGCCACCACCCCCUUCUGAAAAAUGUAUAUUUCGGGUAGAAUCCUUUACUAAUAUUGACUGAUGGAAAUUCACUGAAAUUACAACAGUGUUGAGAGAUACUGAGACAAAGUAGGGAAUACUUUGUCCCUGUUUAUUUCCUACACCAGACACUGAGUGGAGCUACAGCUAUUUAGAAGUAUUAAUUCCUGUGUGCUGUUAAUCAUGAAACUGUUGCCUUUUAUGUGAACGGCUAGUGGAUUCUGGCUUAUCACAUCAUUCCUUGUAUAGUGUGCAAGCUCCUGUUGCACAUUAUAUUGCCUGAAUGCCAGGUAACCCCCUUAAAGGACCACUAUAGUGCCAGGAAAACAUACUCGUUUUCCUGGCACUAUAGUGCCCUGAGGGUGCCCCCACCCUCAGGGACCCCCUCCCGCCCGGCUCUGGAAGGGGAAAGGGGUAAAAACUUACCUUUUUCCAGCGCUGGGCGGAGAGCUCUCCUCCUCCUCUCCGCCUCCGAUCCUCCCCGCCGGCUGAAUGCGCACGCGCGGCAAGAGCUGCGCGCGCAUUCAGCCCGUCGCAUAGGAAAGCAUUUACAAUGCUUUCCUAUGGACGCUGGCGUGCUCUCACUGUGAAAAUCACAGUGAGAAGCACGCAAGCGCCUCUAGUGGCUGUCAAUGAGACAGCCACUAGAGGAUUAGGGGGAAGGCUUAACCCAUUCAUAAUUAUAGCAGUUUCUCUGAAACUGCUAUAAUUAUAAAAAAAUGGGUUAACCCUAGAAGGACCUGGCACCCAGACCACUUCAUUAAGCUGAAGUGGUCUGGGUGCCUAGAGUGGUCCUUUAACCGAGCUUACUUGGAGCCAGGGGUGUACACGAAGCAUUUGGCACCGGGGGCAGAUCCAAAAUUAGGCCCCCCCCCCCAGCUAAAAGAAUGUAAAUACCUGCAAUUUUUUUAAAAAUGUAUUUAGCACCAAGCAGUGUUUGUGUGUUUUUGGUAUGGAGUAUGUGAGAGUGAAUGUACGGGUGUGUUUGCACGUAUUGGCAUUUGAAUGCAAGUGUGCAUUUUCUGUAGUGUGGUUUUUGAAUAUGGUGGUGUGUUUUUACAUAGAAACACAGUCAUACACAGAUACAGACACUGACAUGCACACAUACAGACACUGGCACACACUGAUACAUACACAGAUACAGACACUGACACAUACAGAUACACAUAUACUAACACACAAACAUAUACAGACACAUGUAUAAGUGAGUGUGUUUGUAUUAAUGCAGUGUGCUUGUAUAGUGAAUGCAAUGCAUGUGCUUGUAUAGUGGGAGACGGGGGUGGACGGACUAAAUACCUUGGCUCCCUGGUGCAGAGCUGCAUGAAUCACGUGAGACACAAUCAGUGUUGCCGUGGUAACCCGCGGCAACUCUGAUUGAUCAGGGCUCGCGAGACACAUGGUCUGCAGCUCUGCACAUUGUGGAGCUGCAGACCGGUGUCUGCGAUGGGCGCAGGAGGGACAUCUCACCCGGCGGUAUAUCGAGCAAGCCACCAUAUCCCCUCCUGGUGAGUCUGACCCCCCUUAGUACGCCACUGCUUGGAGCAGCUUUUUAAAAGAUCUUAGAACAAAUUGUUUCAUCUCACAAUGAGACCUGUGUCAAGUGACCAAUACAUAAAUUUAUUCCAAGAAUUGGAUUGUUCUGAGAUUUUUGAAGAUUGUAUUAACUGUUUAUGUGAGCCCCUACCAGGACUUAAUAUUGAUGUCUCCAGUCCCUAUCUUGCAUGUUAAUAAGACCAGUGUUGUCUGAUAUGACUGUCCUACAGCCAGUAGCUCUUUAAAAUAAAUCACUUUUUUAAAAAAGAUUUCUAGGUAGGCGCAGAUAAAAAGCUUCUCAUAGAAAAGCAUUGCUGGCAGUUUGCCGUGCAUGUGCCCUUCCUUCUAAUUAUAAGAAACAUUGCAUUUGUUGGGUGAUCAGUAAUUACAGGAGCUUCAAGUCUUACCACUGGAUUACUGGUAAGGGCUUUAUUUUUCAGGAACCCAGAAAUCUAAGUACCAUAUAUACUAUAGUAUAAGCCGAAUUUUUUUUUUAGCGGGGGGGCGCGCUAGAUUUAGGCGACCGGGUUACCAUGGCAACGCUCUGCGCAGCACGCAGACCGCGAGACUUACACAGGGGAGCUGCUGGGAAGGUCAGUAACAGCUUGCUGCGGGCCCCCACUGCUCGGUACAUGCCACUGGACCACCAGGGAAUGCCAUAGCUCCCCUCCCUGGCCAGGUAGCAAGCAGGGAGGGGGGAACUAAAAAUAAAACCUAUCAAUAUUAAAAAUGCCCCCAUUUUACACAAAUUACAUCCCUUCAGAAACACACGCGCACACACUCUGCGUUAUGUGCGCGCGCGUGCGCACUCUGCGUUAUGUGUGCGCACGCGCACACAGAUUCCCUGUCUAAACACACUGCAUCCACUACAUGUGGCAUGUAUAUUUUGUGCAUUUACCUUAAAUAGUUUUUUUUUUCAAAAUGGUAAAUGUACAGAAUAUCGGCAAGUUAUCGGCCUGAAAAUUCAGAUUAUUGUCUCUUAAAAAAAAAAAAAUCAAUAUCGGUCAAUCCCUACUAAGGAGGUGGGGGGAGGGAAGGACCACUAAGGAGGUGGGGGGAGAAGGACCACUAAGGAGGUGGGGGUGAAAGGACCACUAAGGAGGUGGGGGUGAGGAAAGGACCACUAAGGAGGUGGGGGGUGAGGAAAGGACCACUAAGGAGGUGGGGGUGAGGAGAAGGGGAAAGGACAACUAAGGAGGGGGAGGGAGAAAGGACAACUAAGGAGGGAGGGAGAAAGGACCAUAAUAAUGUGGUUUAGACCAACCUGGACUGCAUUGAUAGGUUGUUGGUAUUUUGGUCAGGUUAGCCAUGCACAGUUGGACAAAUGUGACAUUGAUAAUGUGGAAGUAUAAAUUUCUGCAUUGUAAAUGCAGCAUACGUAGCGGCAGUUUGCUUGGCAUAGGUUGUCAGACAGCUUCCAAAUUGUGGGACAUUAUCGGAGCUGUAGACGUUGCAUUAUGUGACAUUCUUUAACACCGUGAGUGACAGCCUCUUAAUCCUUACAUAAAGACCAAAGUUGCCUUCACAGGCGAGCUACAAGAAUGCUACACGUUGUGAUUUGCAGGUCUCUCCUCAUCCUCCCUGCUGUUUUAGAAUGGAGAAAAAGUAUAUGUACAUUGAUAGUCUUCUCUAACCAGAAGAACUGUCAUAGCGCUGUAACAUGAGUUAGAGCUAUUUACAGGAGACCUGCUAGCUACAACAACCUGGCAGAUUCUUAAAGAAUCAGUCUCCAAACACUACAGGAGAUUUGUUUAAGGCAGCUUUGUCACCUUUGGCAUUUUUUGACUAUUUUACAAAGACCCUCUAAGAUGACAUCCACACUUGCUUUGUGGUGGCCCAGUGGUGCAACUUUAGUGGAGUUAUCCUUACCUGAAUCUCUCUAUUACAGGAACCAUCAUAUUCAUUCUAAAGCUCCCGGACCUUCAUUUGCCAGGAACUGUGCCCCUGCUCUGCCCCACCUCCCCAAAAAAUCUUACCUGGAUCUCCAUGGUACCAGAGCCACAUCUGGCCUCAGAAGGUUGUCUUCAUUGAGUUGAAGCAGUUCUAAUAUAGCUUAUCUCCGUGGAAAGCAGGGCUAUGGAUGCGUGCACCCUAAAAUGGUUUGACCAAUUACUCUGGGAGGUGUAGCUACUACAACAGGCUGUAGUAGUUAUGGUGUUUGGAGAAUUCCUUUAAAACUGAGCCCAGAGCUGAAGGGAUUUCUUACCAAUUUAAAAGUGCACCUGUAAUGUAUUUUAUUAUUUAAGAGAGUGCUUUUCUUUAUUUAUUUUUUUGCCCAGCUUAGGGACGCUUAUCCAAGAAAGGCGAACCUCUUCUGCCUUGCCAACACACUGGCUUUGUUGCCAGCAUGCAGACAUCAGAGUAGAGUGAUGUCUGCAUUGGUUAAGGGGUUAUCAUAACCACUAAAUCGCCUGCAAUGUGUGGAGAAUAGAAAGACUGCCUGUGGGGGAAGCCUUUUCUAAUCUCAAUUGUCAGUCAGCUCUUUGGUGCAUAUAGUGUAUGCCAAUCAAUUGACUGACAGCUGUGGGAAAGACCUAUUUUUAAAUGUUUUUUUUUUUUUUUCUCCCAAUACAUACAUUUUCUAGCAAACAUUCUAGCACAAUGUAUAUAUUGAUUAUAGGUACCACGAAAGAGGGAUACCUGUUACAGCUGGUCUGUACCAUUCACUCAAAUCUCUUACCAGCAGCAUCUCAAGUUUCAAUGGGAGCAUUAUUGGUUACCAUGGGAACCAAGGUAGUGUGAGUUUUUUCACUGGCUGGAGAGAAGUUGCUAAGUCCAAUAAAGCAUCAUAGUGAGGGGCAAUGACAGGCUGCUCUAGCUGUCACUGUCAUCGUAUAGGUAGCCAUGUAACUAACUAGUUAUGUCCACCUGCACUCAAGACAGAUCAGAACUAGCAACUGGCCAUGCAAGAAAAAUUCCUUGUUCCUUUUCCACUCUGCCAAAAAUAAAUAUUAAUGGUGAGAAUUGGCUUGCCAUCCAAUACGAAACAAAAGCAAAACCACUGCUCAACUGAAAGGGUUAGUGGCUAAUUUGUUUUAUUCCUAUGAGUUAUGAUUUCCUCUGACCCUUUUGGGUCUGAAACGAUUUUGGCUUUGGCUCCGCCCUCUGGUGCAGUUCAUCAUGCCGAGGUUGUUCAUACUAAUGAAGUUGCAAUGAUUGUGUAUUCUGCUGGAGCAUGGUGUUUGUUUUUUCUUUGAUUAAUAAUGUUCCUUAAAGGGACACUAUAGUCACCAGAACUACAGCUUAAUGUAGUUGUUCUGGUGAGUAUAAUAGGUCCCUUCAGGCAUUUUCAUGUAAACACUGCCUUUUCAGAGAAAAGGCAGUGUUUACAUAGCCCCAAGGGCCACUGUUUCAAGUGGCCACUCCUUAGAUGGCCAUCAGAGGGGCUUCCUGGCUCAGGGCUGCACAGUAAGCAGCCCUGCCGUUCGAGGCCCCUACGCUCUGCAUGGAGACGCUGAAUCUUCCUCAUAGAGCUGCAUUGAUUCAAUGCAUCUCUGAGAAGGUCCUGAUUGGCCAAAACACUGUGUGGUCCCAACCCAUGCCGAUUUUUAGCGAAAGCAUUUGAUUGGGCUUUAAGUUCUUUCAACCGCACGAAUUCAAGCAUCGUUCGACUCCUUUCACUACCUUUGUAUACUUAAAGGGACACUAUAGUCAACAGAACUACAGCUUAUUGAAUUUGUUCUGGUGAGUAGAAUCAUUACCUUCAGGCGUUUUGCUGUAAACACGGUCUUUUCAGAGAAAAUGCAGUGUUUACAUUACAGCCUAGUGAUAACUUCACUGGCCACUCCUCAAAUGGCUGUUAGAGAUCCUUCCUGGGUCAUGGCUGCCUAAAAUGCAUCCAAACAUUCAGUGCCUCCUCCCUCUGCAUGGAGACGCUGAAUUUUCCUCAUAGAGAUGCAUUAGUGCUGCAUAAACAGAAGUUUGUGACUAAGUGGCUACUAAAAAUGACUGGACAUACCGCAUUUGCAAUACCUUGGGUUGUCUACUUUUGCAAAUGGUAUGCCAUCAACGGGGUAAUUCUUAUUCCUGGGCUACCAUACGCUCUCAAAGGCAACAUAACCAAUCUGGCAAAUUUCAAUGUCAAAAAAAUGAAAUGCAAGCCUUAUAUGUGUGACUCUAACUUUCCAAAACACAAUAAAACCUGUACAUUGGGGGUAUUGUUAUUCUCUGGAGACUUCACUAAACACAAAUAUUAGUGUUUUAAAACAGUAAAACAUAUUACAACAAUAAUAUAGUCCAUAAAAGUGCAGUUUGUUUGUAAAAAAUGCAAAAAACGGCUAUUCUAAGCGGCUCUAAAAUAAAUCUCUCUCUCAAAUCACUGGCUGACACACACUGCCUCUCUCCUCCCCUCUUAACCCCUUAGGUUAAAAAUAAAAUAUACUUAGAAUAUAUCUGUGUGUAUAUGUCUCCCUCUCCCUCUCCCUCUCCCCCUCCCUCCUCUCCCCCCUCUCCCCCCUCUCCCCCUCUCCCCCCUCCUCCCCCCUCUCCCCCCUCUCCCCCCUCUCCCCCCUCUCUCUCUCUCUCUCUCUCUCUCUCUCUCUCUCUCCCCCUCUCUCUCCCUCUCUCUCUCUCUCUCUCAAAAAUAAAUAUAUAGAUGUUAUUUCGUUCUAACUGUAUUGUGAAAUUAAUAUAUACAUAUCAAAAUACACGUAGAACGAAAUAAUAUAUAUCUAUAUACAUAAAUAUAUACGUACAUAUCACUAUAUAUAUAAAUAAAAUAUUGAAAAAAAUUAUAAAGAUAUAUAUAUAUAUACAUGUGUGUGUAUAUAUAUUUAUGUAAUAUUUUUACAUAAUUAGGUAUCUUUAUUAAUUACAAUUAGCGGACCUGCCUGACAACCCAUGCCGAAAGUAAAGGGAAUGUAAUUUGCUAGCACUAUAUUUAACCCUAUAACUUUCCAAGACACCAUAAAACCUGUACAUGGGGGGUACUGUUCUACUCGGGAGAGUUAGCUGAAGAAAAAUAUUAGUGUUUCAAAACAGUAAAAUGUAUUACAACAAUAUCGCCAGUAAAAGUGAAGUUUUUUUGCAUUUUUCACGCACAAACAGCACUUACACAGACGAUAUUAUUGCUGUGAUACUUUUUACUGUUUUGAAACACAAAUAUUUGUGUUCAGCGAAGUCUCCCGAGUACAACAGUACCCCUCAUGUACAGGUUUUAUGGUGUUUUCAAAAGUUACAGCGUCAAAUAUAAGGCUUGUGUUUCAUUUUUUUCACAUUAAAAUUCGCCAGAUUGGUUACGUUGCCUUUGAGACCCUAUGGUAGCCCAAGAAUGAAAAUUACCCCUAUGAUGGCAUACCAUUUGCAAUUGUAGACAACCCAAGGUAUUGCAAACAGGGUAUGUCCAGUCUUUUUUAGUAGCCACUUAGUCACAAACACUGGCCAAAAUUGGCGUUUUUUUGCAUUUUUCACACACAAACAAAUACUAACGCUAACUUUGGCCAGUGUUUGUGACCAAAUGGCUACUAAAAAAGACUGGACAUACCCCAUUUGCAAUACCUUGGGUUGUCUACUAUUGCAAAUGGUAUGCCAUUAUGGAUGUAAAUUUCAUUCCUGGGCUACUAUACAGUCUCAAAGGCAAUGUAACCAAUCUGGCAAAUUUCAAAUGUAACGUGCUAUAUUUGACCCUGUAACUUCCCAAAACACCAUAAAACCUGUACAUAGGAGGUACUGUUUUACACGUGAGACUUUGCUGAAUACAAAUAUGUGUAUUUUAUUGCAGUAAAAGCAAACAUUAAGACAUUGACAGUUAAAAUGUCAUGUAGAACUAAAAAAAUUUUUUAAAAUCUUAUUUUCUCCCAUUUUUUCAUAUUAAAUUAUGUUUCAUAGCUAAAUAUUUGAUAUUAAAUGAAAGCACUGUUUCCCCUGAAUAAAAUGAUAUAUAAUAAGGGUGGGUGCAUUUAAUAUGAAAGAGGUGAAUUAUGGUUGGACAGACAUGUAGCGCAAAUGCCAGGUUUUGUUUACAUUUUUUUUGUUCACAUCGUGUGCAUUUGGCGCCGUCCUUAAUAUUAGUAUUAAAAUACACAACGUAUGACGUUUUUUAUAUAUAUAUAUAUAUAUAUAUAUAUAUAUAUAUAUAUAUAUAUAUAUAUAUAUAUAUAUAUAUAUAUAUAUAUAUAUAUAUUAAAUAUAUAUAUAUAUAUAUAUAUUUUUUUACACAUUUUUAUUUUUCAUUUCCCACCAGCAGGGGGACUGUCUGAUAUUUCAGACAGUCCCCCUGCUGGCAGAUCCAUAGCCAGCUAUAGGGGGCCAUGUGAUCGCUCUUUCGCCGGGGGAGGGCUGCCUGGGCGGUCAGGCAGCCCUCCAGAAGAGGAUCCCAGCGGAGGUAAGUAGCUGCGAUCCUCUGGGGCUGAAAGCCGUUACUGUGUUCUAUGCCGCCGCAACGGCUUUAAAGCCGCGACGGCAUAGAACGCCGUUAAGGGGUUAAUUCCUAAAUGACACAGAAUUGAGUAGUGCAACUUUAAAGGCAUAAUCUAUACAUCAAAACUGCUUCAUUAAGCUAAAGCUUGUUUUGUCCCUUUAAUUUAUAGUAUAUGGUAUUGGUUAUGGUGGCGACAUGUCCCUGGUGCUGUGCCCAAAGUGCAAUAUUGUCCAGACUGCUCCUGUAAGCAGUUAUGCUUUCACAUUUGUAAUGUCAAUUUUGGCCAGUUUUGGGUCCAUUUAUUGCCUGAACAGAAAUAGUGAUGGAAUUUAUAUUGCUGUUGUGGAAGUGUUGCUUGAGAACUCUAUUCAGCUGAAUGGCCAAAUAAACUGUAAAGGUGAUGGUGUAGUCCUCCUUCUCUCCCCUCAAUGUGCCUUUCAAACUAUCCUCCCUGUCCUAUCCUUUACUUCCUUUGAAGUUCACACUGUCCGUCUAUUUAAACCCACUCCUCUAAGAAUUGCUAUCAUUUUAUCCACCCACUGGUCAUCCUAGGCUAUUCAUUGAACACUUGUUUCUUCCUGGCUACCCUAUUUCCUGUCCUCUAGCACUCCUUCCCUAAUUCUUGGGGAUUUUAAUAUCCCAAUCAACAACCCCAACUGUACUGAUGCCUCUCGUCUGCUCUUUGUAACCUCCUCUGUUGGACUCUCACAGUGGUAUAAUUCAGCAGCUCGGGAACACUCUUGACCUUAUCUUCACCAAUCUCUGUAUCACCUCUAAUCUCUCAAAUGUUCCAUUUCCUCUAUCUGUCCACCAUCUGCUGUCCAUUGACAUCCACAUACCCUGUACCCACAGUUCACCACAUCAGUCUUGCUGAAACCUCCAUUCUCUUGACCUACAGUGAUUCUCCACCAACCUCCAGUCUACUUUCACCCAUCACAAAUCUCACCUGCCCUAACACUGCAACCUCCCUCUACAACUCCACUCUUUCCUCUCAACUAGAUAUCAUUGCACCUACUACACUUAAACACAGCAAGCUGAUCCGAUUCCUCCAAAAAUGUUCCAGAACUGCUGAACACUGCUUGCUUUAUAGUGCAUCUGACUUCAUCCGCUAUAAAUGUAUGCUGCGCUCCUACAGUCUGGCACUUUCCUCUUCAAAAGGAAACUACAUCAAUACACUCAUAACCACUCUCCCAUUAGCCCAAACAACAGUUUCAUGCUUUUAACUCUUCUUCGCCCUGUUGUGCCUCCUCCUCCUACCAACUUAACCACCACAAACUUUGCAACUCACUUCACUGAGAAGAUUUCUACAAUCAGGAGAUCGCUCAUCUCUCCCCAUCCACUACCAACUUUUCACCUAACUACACUCACUCAGCUCUCCUUUGCUCAUUUUCACCCGCUACAGCAGAAGAGGUUUCUGCUCUGUUCCUCUCGCCCCACCACCUGUUCCCUCAAUCAUAUUCCCUUGUCUCUCAUCCGCACUUUGUCUCCUUCUCUUGCUCUGUAGUUCACUUAAAUAGCACCCUCCAUUUACCCUUCAAACAUGCAAUCGUAACCCCGAUUCUGAAAAAGCCAACUGUGACCACAAUUCCCUCUCCAACAACCGCCCUAUCUCGCUACAGUUUGUCGCCAAGAUCCUUGAGAGAAUUGUGUAUGAGAGAUUGACAGACUUGCUCGAAUCCAACUCUGUGCUUGACCCGCUUCAAUCUGGAUUCCACGCUCGUCACUCUGUUGAAACAGCUGUAACCAAAGUAUACAAUGAUCUUAUCACUGCAAAAUUAUGUGACCACUACUCUAUCCCAAUUCUCCUCCGCCUUUCUGCUGCUUUUGACACAGUUGAUCAUCAGCUUCUUCUCAUCCUUCGUAAUCUCGGUCUAUGAGAUACAGCUCUCUCCUGGUGCUCCUUUAGCCCAAUCCCUCUCUGUUGGUGUUUCCCAAGGGUCUGCCCUUGGACCCUAUUGUUCUCAAUCUACCCUGCCUCCCUUGGUAAACACAUGAGCUCCUUCAGCUUCCAGUAUCAUUUCUAUGCAGGUGGCGCAAAUUUACCUGUCCUCCCUGGAUAUCUCACCACCCUUCUUGACUUGUGUCUCUGGCUGCCUCUCUGCUAUUUCCAACUGGGUGGCUGCUCGUUUCCUUAAACUGAAUCUGUCCAAAUCUGAACCUCUGGUCUUUCCUCCAUCAAGUGUUGCUACUUCCUUGUCUGUCAAUGGUGCUACCAUCAGCUCUACCUCUCAAGCUCGCUGCCUAGGUGUUCCCUUUGUCAGUCCCUACAUUGGCUUCCUGUGAGAUUUAGAACUCAAUAUAAAGUCCUGAUACUUGCUUACAAAUCUCUGCACAAUGCUGCUCCGACCUACUUAUCCUCACUAAUACACAAAUAUGUCCCAUCUAUGCACCUCCCUACAUCUGACCUCUGUUCAUACUCCUAUCCCUAAUGCUCGCCUUAAAGACUUCUCUAGGGCUGCACCAUUCCUAUGGAACGCCCUUCCACUCCUUCAAAAAAAUCUUUGAAAAAUUCUUUAGGAAAGCAUAUCAAUUAAACGGUGAACAGCUUUCCCUCCCCGCACCCUAAUUCCUCUCCUGCAACUGUCAUCAAAACAGUAAGCCCUCGAUGAAUACUAUCCUAGCAACCUACUUUUCUACCAUAUCCUUACCCUUUGUGUCACUAUACCCCACUCCCUCUCGCAUGUAAGCUCAUUGAGCAGGUCCCUCUGUUCCUGUGCGUCCAACUUAUCUUGUUAAAAAAGGUGUGUUUGUCCACCCGUUGUACAGCACUACGGAACUUGUUGGCGCUUUAUAAAUAAUCAUUCUCUGUACUUUUUGCGUAUAUAAAAUACAAGAUUCAGCGCACUGCAUUCAUUCAUUAUACCUCAAUUUCAAGGCUCACAGAAUGUGUUUUAUUUAAAAAUAACUCACCCAGGCAAAAAUAGGGAUUUAGUUGCGUCCAGCCUGUUAAACACACCUGAUGUCUAUUUUUUUAUUUUUAUUUUUAUAUAUCAUCCAUACUUUUCACUGGUAUAAUAAUGGUCCCAUGCUUCAUUAGUUAGUUUGACUUCUGUUGUUCUGCAAGAAAGGCAAUUUAAGAAGUUGUGAUACUGUGUCCCUUGUUUGUGCUAAUCAGUAAUAAUCUGAUCGCUUUCCUGACAAGCCAGCCUAUGAAUAGCAUUCAGCUCACUAUUUAUAGAGCUUUGACCCAGGGCAUGAUGGGAGAGCAACCCUGAACUGUAAACAGUGUAAGGGAUGGAGUACUGAUUUUUAACCUUGUCCUAGCUACCCACUGAGUAUAUAACUCUGUUCAGAAGUGCACAGAAGUAGCAGUGGUGGUGCUUAUUGCAGUCUGUUGAUUCAUACAGCUGGUCUGUAGUAGGAGAACGUCUUGCUUUGUGCAAGAAAGACCUGUUUCUUCACUGUUCUCAUUAUUUUGAGUACAAUGUGUAAGUAGUAUUGUGUGGUUAAAUUAGAAUGAUGUGUUGAUUGGUCUGAUGAUGAUAGAUGUGUCUAUCAACAUCAUAAUUUGUCCAGAAGUAGUGCUUUUCAAAACCCCGUAGAAGAUCAUCAAUGUCUUACAAUGAAACACAAAACGAUAAAUGCUAACUUAUGCUGUAGACCAGGGUAGAGAUUUUUACUGCUCAUAUUUUACCUGGUGAAUUACAGCAUAUUGCUGUUGCAUUAGAGUUGUGUAAAAUAAUACAUAUGGUGUCAGGUUGUGUGUGUGUGUUUUUUUUUGUUUUUUUUUGUGUGUGUGUGUGUGGGCAGGGGGAAAUGGUGAGAUCCUUGUACCAUAACCGGUCAUGUGCAUACAUGAUUAUGGUGCUUGGGGUGUGCAGUUAAUAUUCAGUAUCAAAAAAUCACUUUGAAAGGGGUUAGUUUAUGUGGGGGGAGAGGGACUGCUUAAUUGUUAUGCUAACAGAAGUCUUUUGAAAGUGUUUCAUGAAUGAUUUCUAAAUUUCUUCAAAAAUCCACUUGCAGCAAGAUGAGCAUUUCUGAGUUUCACAUUCAUGCUAAUCUGUAAUAAUCUGUAUUAAUUUAAUAUUCUCCAGUUUAAUGUUGUAACCGGUUACUCUUUCUACAGAUUCGUAACAUGGUGGCCGUGCUUGAAGUGAUCUCCAGUCUGGAGAGAUAUCCAAUUACCAAAGAGGCACUGGAGGUUGGUUUUGACUUUUUUCAACUAAAAUAAAAAAAAUAAAAAAAUUGCUCUCAAAUUUUGAUGACAAGCUACCCAUAAAAGUAGUUUUACUGUUUUAUAUUGUAAGGAUGUUUAAAGGACCACCAUAAGCACCCAACCACUUCAGCUCAAUGAAGUGGUCUGGGUGCCAAGUCCCUCUAGUUUUAACCCUGCAGCUGUAAACAUAGCAAUUUCAGAGAAACUGCUAUGUUUCACUGAGGGUAAAUCCAGCCUCUAGUGGCUGUCUCACUGACAGGCGCUUCCGCGACUCUCACUGUGAAAAUCAGUGAGAAGACUCUGAACGUCCAUAGGAAAGCAUUGAGUAAUGCUUUCCUAUGGGUGGUUUAAAUGUGUGCGUGGCUAUUGCUGCGCACACGCAAUCGAAUCUGACGUCGGCAGGGGGUGGAGAGUUCCCCUCGGCGCUGGAGAAAGGUAAGUGGCUGAAGGGGGGCCCUGAGGGUUGGGGGGACCUAAUGACCCUAUAGUACCAGGAAAACGAGUUUGUUGUCCUGGCACUAUAAUGGUCCUUUAAGUAGUUUUCAUCCCUUUGUUUCUCACAUUAGUGGGUAGGGUCUUAUUUCAAGUGGUGAAGAUAUUGUUGAAAUUACAAAGCUGGACUAGUCCGGUAAUAUCACCUGUAUAGUAGUAGCCUCUUAAAGUGCCUUCUAGCAAUACAAUAGUUCUGGGUGUGUAGCAGUAAGUAUUGUGUAAAUGGUCUACACAGUUUACCAUCUGUUUAUAUUUAUAUAGAUAUCUAUCCAUAUGGAUUCAGUGUAACAGGUCAUUCUGAUGAUGUGAUAUAACUGCAAAUAUUUUUUAAAUAUUUGCAGUUAUAAGUCAAUUAACCCCUUAAGGACGCAGGACGUUCUAUGCCGUCCUUAAGAGGGUGGCUCUAAACGCCGCAGGACUGCAUAAAACGUCCUGGGCGUCCUUGCCGCUCAUGUGGCCGGCAGCAUUACCGCACUGCAGAUCGUGGUCGGGGGCAUGCCUGGCAGCCGCCCAGUGACCGCAGUCUGCAGCCUCCGAUCGCAGUGACAGGCUGGCACUGCGAUCGGUAUUUACCACCGCGAUCUGCUCAGGUUGAUCGCAGAGACUGCCUCUCACUGCGAUCUGAUCGCAGAGACUGCCUCUCACUGCAGUGGGGGGCAUGCCUGGCCAACCAGGCACUCCCCCUGUGGCCAAUUACUGCGAUCUGCAGGAGGUGAUUACAGUGACCACUUAUCCUGUGUGUCAGCCAAUGAUUUCAAAUCACUGGCUGACACACUCUGCCUCUCCUCCCCUCUUAACCCCUUAGGUUAAAAAUAAAAUAUACUUAGAAUAUAUCUGUGUGUAUAUAUGUCUCUCUCUCUCUCUCCCUCUCUCCCUCUCUCUCCCUCUCUCCCUCCUACUAGAGGCUGGAUUAACUCUAAUGUAAACAUAGCAGUUUCUCUGAAACUGCUAUGUUUACAGCUGCAGAGUUAACCCUAGAUGAACAUGGCACCCAGACCACUUAAUUGAGCUGAAGUGGUCUAGCUGCCUAUAGUGGUCCUUUAAGAUAGUUCAGGCAUCUUGGAGAGUAUAUUUGUUUUUUUGGUUUUUUUUAUCUUUAAUCACCGAAAAAGUUUGGUUUGCAAGGAUGCUGCUGUAAAAGAUGGUGCAACUUUUUUUUUUUUUUAAAACAGCAUUUAUUAAAGAUGGUGAAUCUAAUCUACAUUGUCCUUUAUAAGGUAUUCACAAACUUUCACAAAAUGUAGGAGCCAGGCAAAACUUGCCAACUCAAUCUUAAUUUGUGUGUAGCAGUAUGGAUACUACCUCAAAUACGGUAGGUCACAAAAGUUGUAACCUACUAGUUUGUGAUUCAGUCACAUAAACUGCAUCCUGGUCUCCCAUUCUCCAUCUUUAAUGUUGCUGUGCUCUGUGCAUGGCUUUGAUAACUAAUCUUGUGGAGAGCACUCUGGGUGCCUCUGGUUGUUCCAGAACUGAUGAAAGAAUUCCAGGUUGCUAUUAUUAAACAGGAUAAUCAGUGGAGUGCAUAUAUAUGGGCGGCAUUGCUCUUUCCCUUUUAUUCAAAUGUAACUUGCCCCUUCUCAUCUGUCACUAUAACCAUGCCUUCCAUUCUUUAUAAUGUUUUGUGUUUUAUGGAGACCCUCCCGUUUUCCUAAUCUUUGUCAGUGUGUGGGGCAGAGUUGUGGAGUCAGAAACAAUUUUGUGUAACUGGAGUCAGGUUGGUUUGAAAAAGGAAAAAAAAGUGACUGGCUAAAUGUACCAUAUAUGCUGUCAUGUAAGUCAACCCCCCAAAUUUUUAAGUGUUUUUUUUUUUUUUUUCUUCUUUCUAUAAAAGUUAUUCUAGAUUUGCCGGCUAAGUAGACCACCAAAAUAAUGUGCAAAUUUUGGGCCUAAGUUAGGCCUGUGGACUCGUAUGCUUAUAAUCUGUGUUUAGGAUAGAUAGUACUGUUUCAUAUUAAAUUAAAAAUGUUUAAAUUACUGUAUCCAGUUAUGAUUUAUUUUAUUAUGAGAUUAAUAAGCUGGUCAGAGUUUAAAAGUAAUCAAAACGUUAGCAUGUUGUUUACUUUUUUUUUUUUGCCAAUAGACAGCAAUAAAUUCCUGGCACUAUAGAUUCUUUUUAACAAGCUCAACAAAUCCAAUGCUCUCCUAUUAGCUUAGAUCAUCACUUCUGGUGAUGUCAGCCAAGCAGGCAGUUCAGGGGCAGAGCCAGCAGCAGCAGACUUGAAUAAAGGCAAGUUAUUACUAUAUUUAUGGGGGUAGGGAGGCCUAGAUGGUGUUUUUAACACUAUAGGGUCAGGAAUACAUGUCUGUGUUCCUGACCCUGUAGUGUUCCUUUAACCCCUUAGUGACCAGACCACUUUUCAAUUUUUUUACCGUUUGGGACCAGGGCUUUUUUUUACAUUUCUGCAGUGUUUGUGGUUAGCUGUAAUUUUCCUCUUACUUAUUGUACCCACACAAUUUUUUUUUUAAAGUGGACAACCCUGAGUAUUCAGUAUGGAAUAUGUCAAGUCUUUUUUAGUAGCCACUUACAUAAACAUUUGCCAAACUUAGCAUUUAUAUUUGUUUUAAAAUACAAAAAACUAUGAACUUUGGCCAGUGUUUGUGAUUAAGUGGCUACUAAAAAAGACUGAACAUACCCCAUUUGCAAUACCUUGUGUUGUCUUCUUUUGCAAAUGGUAUGCCAUCAGGGGAGUAAUUCUCAUUCCUGGGCUUCCAUAUGUUUUCAAAGGCAACAUAACAAAUCUGGCAAAUUUCAAUGUGAAGAAACGGAAAAUCACGACUUAUAUUUGAUUAACUAUUAACUACUAUUAUACUCUGGAGACUUCCCUGAACACGAAUAUUAGUGUUUCAAAACGGUAAAACAUAUCACAACAAUAUCAGUGAAAGUGCCGUUUGAAAAAUGUAGUAAAACAACACUUUCACUGACAAUAUCAUUGCUGUGAUAUGUUUUACGGUUUUGAAAUACUAAUAUUUGUGUUCAGCAAAGUCUACCAAGUAAAGCAGUACCCCCCAUGUACAGGUUUUAGGGUGUCUUGGAAAGUUACAAGGUUAAAAAUAGUGCUAGCAAAUUAAAUUCUCUGGACUUUCAGCCAGGGUUGUCAGGCAGGUCCCCCUCAAUAAAAUUACUUUAUGUAAAAAUAUUAUAUAAAUAUGCAUGUAGAAUUUAAAUAUAUAUUUAUUUAUUUGAAGUCUACGUGUAUAUUUAUGAAGUUAUGUAAAUGGAAAUCUGUAUAUUUUGUAUUUUUUUUUAUAUAUAUUAUAAUUUCAUUCUACGUGUAUUUUGAUAUAAAUAUCAAAAUACAGUUAGAAUAAAAUUACAUAAUUUUUUGGGUUUUUUAAAUUAAAAAUGUAUUUAUAAUCUGUGUAUUCUUAUUAUAUGUAAAUAUUUAAUAAAAAAUAUAUAGUAUGUUAUACAUGAUAGAUAUAUAUCUAUCUCUCUAUAUCUAUCUCUCUGAGAUUUUUUGUUUUUACUUUUUUUCACCAGCAGGGGGACUGCCUGUCAGUUCAGGCAGUCCUCCUGCAGGCAGAUGCCUGGACUCCUAUUGUGGCUAUGUGACCACUCUUUCAGAGCGAUCACAUGGCUCGGGGGGCUGUCUGGGCGACCCGACAGUCAGGGGGGUUAUUGCAGGAUGCCUUGACAUGAGGCAUUGCUGCAGUACCUUUAGAGUGGAAGCGAUCGUAUUUGCAGAGGUCAGCGGUAGUUAACGAACGUUUUUUGUCUGAUGUACCCUGUAUGUCCGCGGUCACUAAGGUGUUAAUGGGGUCUUAAUCUAAAUUAGGAGUAGAAUACAUGUUUGUAUUCCUAAUGCUAUGCUGUUCCUUUAACUGAGCUUGGGUUUUGUACUACCAAAGAAAUUAGAGGGCUCUACCCAGUGCAGUUUGUCAUAACUUUAUUCCAGCUGUACAUAGCUCUAGCUGAGUAAACUUCUAUUUCACUUGUGUGUUUAACAGUUUGACUUGCACAGUCAACAUAUUGAUUUUUAUCUAUAGUAUAAAUUUUACAUAACAUGCACUUAUAUCGUUUUACCCCAAAGCAUUGGCCUGUAACCUUAUGACAAAAGUAGAGGUAGCUAAUGUGCUUGAGUGGUUUGCACAGCAGCAUAAAGAUAAAUAUUAUGCAACAUUUUGUUAUAUUUUGUUAAAACAUAAAUACGACUAUUAAAGUUUUACACGUAUUUCCCAGCACUUUACAAUUGAUAGGAAGUCCAUGCUCAAAUGAGCUUACAAUCUAGGAUGUAAAUUGAAGAAGGCAGACACAUCUUUUAGCUGUCUAAAUGCCUAAGGACACUUACUGGUGAGGUGGUCUGACCGAAGUUCUAAGGUAUUGACAUUACCACUCUUCUAACUAGUAUGAAAAAUGUGGUAGGUCUUGUGCCAUAAAAUACACUUCAUUCUUUGUGUAAAUAGUACAGCAAUUACUCUGUCCCGAUUUAUGUAUUUUAAUUUGUAAAAAUUAUUAUUAAAGGGACACUGUAGUCCCCAAAACAACUUUAGCUUAAUUAAGCAGUUCUUGUGUAUAUAGCAUGUCUUUGAAGUCUCACUGCUCUGUUUUAUGCCAUUUAGGAAUUAAAUCACUUAGUUUCUGUCCAUGAACCCCUAGUCACAUCUCCCCUGACUGUGACAGAUGCAGCCAGCUUGAAAAAAAAAUGGUUUCAUUUUAAAUGAAACUGUAUUUGCAAUAAAGGAAGUGUUAACACUAGACUCUUUACAGCAAGUGUUUAGGAAGACUGUGCAAGUCACAUGCAAGGAGGUGUGACUAGGGCUGCAUAAACUAAGUGAAUUAAUUAAUACCUAAAUGGCAGAUAUUGAGCAGUGAGACUGCAGGGACAUAAUUUAUACACCAACACUGCUUCAAUAAGCUAAAGUUGUUUUGGUGUCUAUAGUGUUCCUUAAAUAAACUGUUUUGACAUUUUUAUUACACAUAACGAACCACGGAUGAUGGUAUUAGUUGUUUAGAUGUCUUCUACUUUUUAUGAAGUACAAUGGAUAUAAAGGAUUCAUUUCAGCAAGGCCUUUCCUUACAGAAUGUCUUUUUCUUUGUUUCUUCUCUUCUUCCCACAGGAAACACGACUAGGAAAACUGAUCAAUGAUGUUCGGAAGAAGACCAGCAACGAGGAGCUUGCUAAGCGUGCAAAGAAGUUACUUCGGAGCUGGCAAAAGCUAAUAGAGCCUGUAGCCCAGAGUGAGCCAUCUGCUAGGGGCAAUGCUAAUCCUCCUGGUUCUGCUAAUGGAGGUGGUUCCCACAAUUGCAAAGCAGAGACUGCACCAACAGCACUACUGAGUGGGAAGCCCAUCCAAGAGCUGAAAGCUAGGAAUGACAUCCAGAGAGCACAUUCGCCAAAAGCUGAAAAGCUUGCCAACCGAAAGAAGAAAGGGGAAACUAGAGAUGGUACCCAAGGGACUGCUUGUAAGGUUGCUAAGGCCAGCCAUGAGCUUUUGCAAAACUCCCUGUCCCCUCCAACAAAUGGAAUUGGGGGCAGCCCUGCCGAGAGUCUCCCUAGCCCAUUAGAUGGAGGCUUACAGACAAAUCGGAUUGACCCUGCUGAGAAUGACAAACAGGUCAAAAUCCCAGUGAAUGCCGUCCGGCCUCACACCAACUCCCCCGGACUUGUUAAACACCCAAGCACUUCUUCCUUGCUAAAAGCAGCAGUGCUUCAGCAGCACAGUGGGGGUUUGGAGGAUGCCUCUUCUCAUCAACCACGAAGUCCUCGCUGUGCCUCCUUCAGCCCUCGUGGCAAUAGGCCAGAACUUGUUGCACGGCAGCACACCACAUAUGCACCAAAGGGUUCUGUGCCCAGCCCCUCACAGAGGCUGCCGGGUGUAGACGCUGCACUUGCUCCCUCUUACCAAUCUCCUGCUCACCCACCUACACCCCCUGCCAUAGCAAAAAGACUAGAGUCCCCUAGAAGGGACACCAUGGCAGUUUCCUCCCCACACAGGUUGAUAGAGCAAUUAUCCUCAGCUGAUUGCCAGCACACACCCCGGACAUCACAACAGCACACACCCCAUGGGGCUCGUACUUGUCUGCCCAAUAUAGACACCCAAACACCACGCACUGGUUUUUCGCCAGAGGCCUCCAAAAUGGACAGUGAUGAUGCUGCAUCUGGUUCUGACAGCCAGAAGAGGAAAAAAUCUCGGGGUCGGGGUGAGCAGGAGGGACUUUUGACAGAUGGGACUAGUAAACCAGCACGGGUAAAAAGGGAGCGUAUGCUAAAAUUCGACUUUAUGACUGGGCAAAUUAAACCUCUUACAAACAAAGACCCAUCUCAAGCAGAGAGUUCAGCCCCUUCAGAACAGCACAGAACUGAGACAGACAAGCAGGAUCCAAAACUAGGCCUGCCAAAUCCCUUUGAACAGACUAACUGGAAGGAAUUGUCUCGAAAUGAGAUUAUCCAAUCCUAUCUCAACCGGCAGAGCAGCUUGUUGUCUUCCUCUGGUGUGCAAACGCAGAGUGCUCACUAUUACAUGUCUGAAUAUUUAAAACAGGAGGAAUGCACUAAGAGGGAAGCAAGAAAGACUCAUGUUUUAGUCCCACUUGUACUUCCUAGUGACCUGCCUGGACGAACCAGGGAUGUCACUAGCGUUGACUUAGACAGAAUACACAACCAACAUUGGCCUGGUGUCAAUGGCUGUCAUGAUACAAAUGGCAACUGGUAUAAUUGGACGAAAGGCAUCUCCUUGGACCCUCAUGGUGAUGGUGGUAGAUUAAACAUCUUGCCUUAUGUCUGCCUAGACUGAGCUCCUGUCCCAAAUCUGCUUUGUCAUAUCUGCGGUUUUCACUGCAAAAUCAUGGGUCGCCCUACGACCACAGCUCAACACAGAAGAUUUAGAUGAGUAAUCUUCCCCCUCCCCUCCCCCCUCUGUUGCUGGGGAAGGGAGUUGGUGGGUGGUAAAUAGAGCCUGGAAAAGCAGAGAUGGGUUUUGCGGCCACUAAAUCUUGGGAAUGAAUGUCCCGUCAGUGCCCCCCUCCCCUCCAUGUUUGCUGCACCCAUUCUUUUGCGCAAUAUGCUGCUACCAGUUUAACACAAUAAAAGGAUUACAGAAAGGAGUAAAGAAAUGCAUUGGAAAGGUGUGCAAGGGGGUAAACUAGGAGUUUCCAAAACUCUUAUAGCAAAUGAGCUAUAAUAAAAACAAGAAAAAAAAAUAAAAUAAAGUGUUAAGUCUGAACCAACCCUGAAAUUGCAAGAAAGUGAGUUUUUCCAGUAUCUGCAAAUAGACUGGAAUAAAAAAAAAUCUAUUAUAUAUAUAUAUAUGUAUGACAGGUACCUAAAAGCUUAUGUGAAAGAGGAUUUAAAUAAGUCAAAGAAGAGAAGUUACCAUAGCGAAGUAUACAUUUAUUUAUUUGAGUUAACUUUUCUUCCUUUUCAGAUUUUAUUAUUUCCAUUAAAAUUGAGUAAAGCGUCUGAAGAGCAGACUUGCAAAAAACUUAAGUAUUCCUAGCAUCGUAACUGGUUCCUUAAUUGUGAAAUGGGAAAGUGAGUUUUCAAUUUGAUCUCCCCUCUCCUUUUUUUGUUUUUAUAUAUGUAUAUUUUUUCUUUAUUUAAUUAGAUUUUGUUCAGUCUCCAAUAGUUAUCGGCAGGCCUGAACAUUCCAAAGCAAUCCACAUUUUAGGUUAAAAUAUCCAACUUCUCUCCAAGCAGUUGCAAAUGAAAGCACACGAGGCUAAGGUGUCAAUUUUAUUUUUUAAUUUAUGUAUAACCCCUUUUUGUAGCAGUAAAAAUGAGAAAAUUCCCACAAUUUAUAUCCAACAGUCUGUGUUCGACCCCUCCCCUCUCCUUUUAUAAAACGUGCUUUGUUUUAUCCCAUAAUGAAAUACACCUGACAUUCAUUUAAUUCCAUAGGUUAAAGUAGUAGACAGAUGGUGCUACCAGCUUCUAAAUUAUCCACUGCAUACAGAAAGGGCCUGGUUGGAUGCUGGGGGGAAAGCAAAAAACAAACAAAAAAACUUUAAAAAUAAAACUACUUGCUACCAUUCCUUUUUAGAUGUAAUCUGCCUUAUGGGAUAUCCAUCAAACGCGAUUAAAUUUUUUUCUUUUUUUGCAAAAAAAAAACAAACAAAAAACAAAGCCUUAGUUGAAUGUACAGUAAGACUUCUGUGUUUAUGAUAUGCAGAAGAAAGCAACUUUGCUAACUUGGUCCUAUCAGUGGACGACUUGUGAUAUAAAUGUGGAAACCAUAAUAAAAAAAAAAUACAAUUUGUGCAUAGCCUUGUAAUUGUUCUUCCCCCUAACUUGUUGAUUAGAUGAAUCUUGUGCUCAGUCUUUGACUAAAUGGUUGUUGGGGAGAGCUAACAUCAUACGUCCUUG